Messenger RNA from Podarcis lilfordi (Lilford's wall lizard), 67452 nucleotides. Lineage: Eukaryota; Metazoa; Chordata; Lepidosauria; Squamata; Lacertidae. The record is from the annotation of a GenBank genome assembly.
AUGGAUGCAGAUGGUGAAGAUAAAAAGCUACGCACACGUUCAAGAGGAACCAAGGGUGAGUUAGAAGACCCCUUCUAUGACCCUGUGCCCAUCACACCAUGAAAUGUAAAUUUCUGCACAUGGUCCCAAAUGUGUCAUCAGCGAGUCUACACCUUCCUGAGGGCUCAUUUUAAAUCAAGCCAGGACACAAACUGCAGAGAUUAGGAAGUGAAAUGUUAUUUAGAUGUGUGGGAGAGUGGAGGUGGAAAGAAAAUCUCACAAAUGUACAAUCAUUUCACAGAGAUAAUCUAAAAAUCCAACUAAUGCUGUUGGAUAGGUUGAUGCAGAAUGGCUUUGAACAUGCAGACGGUGAUUUUAAUAGGUAUUGUCUCCCAAACAAGAAUCAUCCUCUUCCAAUUAUAUGUAAACUGUGGUAAACCAUGGGAAUACAUUUUACUGUUUUGUCUGCUUUUUGUUGAAUCAAAUCUGCUAUUGGCAAGUUGAAAAACAAAAACAAAAAAACCUUAGCAAUAUAAAGUUGGAUCUGCUUCCAUCCCAAAACACUGCAAUGUCCCUAAUGUUUUUGUAUUUAUCUGUUCAAAUGUACGAUAAAAAAGUUAAACUUUCGGUUUUUCUCUCAUUGGGUAAAGAACAGAUGGCGAUGUAAUAUUGAGAUUAAAAGGCCCCUUAAUGAUCUAAACAUCUGGAAAACAUGAUUGACUAGUCAUACAACCCCUUAAGGAAAAUAACUUUUUAUUAUAAUUGGUAAUGCUUUUUGUGACCCUUGAUUGUGAGUGGGAAAUGGGCAUAUGUAAAAUAAAAUAGAGAUAUUUUACCUCCAGUUGAAGCAGAUUUUACUUAUGAAGUUGUAGCUAAACUUAAAUGACUAGAUGUAAUGCUAACAAGUCUAAUUUGCCAGUGCAAUUAAUUAACCACAUAUGCCCUAAGGGUGUUUCUACACAUGACUCUCUAAAGUGCCUUUGAAGCAUCUAUUUACUUAUGCCCUGUAUGAAUGUUGCUAAUGCAGUAUAGAUGAGUCCAUUUUUAAAUCAAGUGUACAUCCUAAGCAAAUAGUAGCAAAAAAUGAUUCAACCACUACUUGCGGAAAUGCCCUAUGAGCAGCACAGAGCUGGAAGAAAAUGGGAAGUCAGCUACUCAGAUAGCAGAGCCAGAUCUGAUCUCACAGGCAUCCUUGUUAUCUGUGUAGUUAUGUGGGGGACCAGGAGAGGUUAAAACCAGCGAUCUAUGUAGACUGCAAUGCACAGCCCAUUGUUGCCUUGUUCCAUGGACACUUGAGGGUCACAUGGAAGGUCAAGUCAAGUCUGGUCACAGUAGGCAAGAGGAGGUCAAGUAAGCAAGGUUAGGUCAAGAUAGGCAAAUCAAGUCACAUCAGGCCAAGUUAGGUCAGGGCAGACAAAGUCCCAUUGGGGCAAACACUGUUAUACAGAGAGCAGGCAAAACAGGACCAUAACAGCUUCAAGGGAGCCCUGGCAGCUGAAACUAUCCCCUACGAAGGUAACUAUAGGUAAAAGUUAUCUCAGUAGGCUGACAAUAUCUAUAGUAAAGUUGUCUGUGCUUCUCUAGAAGGGGUGCCUGGGCUGUUAAAUGCUAUGAUUUGCCCACAUUCCAACUAGCCAUGACUCCUCAUAAUGUUUGGGGCAAACAAAGAGAAACACUUUGACCGUUUAAGACUGUUUAGAACUACUUCACACAUUCUUAUAUGGAAAGCACUUGCCACAUAGGAAGUAAUGAAUAGAUAAUCACAAAGUAAGUGUUCAUUUCACUCUGUACAGCAAUCCUUACACAAGGGAUGAUCACAACCUGUAUGUGGAUGAUGUACUAAUUUAUAUACGGCCCUGACUACCAUGUACAAAUUUUGUUUCUCAUUACCCAUUAUACCAAAUCCUACAGUGAAGGCAGGCAUGGCAUAGCUGGAGCAACUCAGCCCAUACUGCUUUCCUUCUAGCUUAUUGUUGGGUUGUGAAUCACAAUCAUGAUAUUGUAAAAAAUAAAUAAAUGGGGGGGAGGGGUGUAGGAAAACAUUCCUUACUGCAUUUGUGGGACCUUACAUAUGUGUGGGUGUCACAUAAAGGGAGUCAGAUUUUAAUGACCCAACCUUGUGAACUGAGUUGUCCACAUUGUACCCACAUUGCUGGGAGGUCUCAGCACCCCACACCUAGUGGGGUGCCAACUCCAUGGCUGGAAGCUGUAAUUCUGCUCACAAGAUUGGGUCAUUUAAAUGUUACCCAAGAUACACAGAAGCUGCUUAUAGCAAAGUGGCUUGCAGAUGGUUAUAGUGAUGGGAUCCUUAAUUUGGGCUAUUUUUCUGUGGCUAAUACAAUGUAUUCAGCAAUUCUAUUUUUUUAAAAAAAAAUAUUGGCUGAUUAAUCACUGCACCAAAGGAUAAGCUGGAAGUCUUUAUUCAAAUAGGGAAAGAACUGCAGUUCAGUGGUAGAGCAGAUGCUUUGCAAACAGAAGGUCCCAGGAUCAGUCCCUGGAUCUCCAGGUGUUUCUGGGAAAGACUUCUGUCUGAUACCCUGGGGAGCAGCUUCCAGCAUAGACAAUAGUGAGUUAGAUGUGCCAGUGGUCUGAUUCAGUGUAUAGCUUGCUAUCUUCCUAAAUUACAAAACUGAAAUAAUCUAUCUCUGAGAUGUUUCAAAAUAAAUGUAUCAUAGUUAAAGGUGCACCAAGAUUUUGACACACCCUGAAGGAUCAAAAACUUUCCUCCUGAAAUACAUAACUGUUCAAAAUUUGUUUUAGCACAGAGCUGCUUUGCAGAUGGCUGUUUUUCAGAGAUUAUUGAAUCUGUUGCUUUUACUCCUAUUACUCCUCCUGCCACCAGCCAAAAGCAUUCAGAUGUUGUAUAUAUUCAACUGCAAGGGAAUAAGGGAUUUAAAUCACCCAAUCUCCCUUCACUGUCAUAAAAAAAGCCCGAAAUGGUGAGGGCAAGAUAUAGAUAGAAAGAUAGAUAGACAUUAUUUUAAGAGCCCACCCUGCCUUCCCCUGGCAGCAUUUCUAUAUAGUUCAGUGAGAUCAGGAUCAAUCCCCAAAUGAAGUGAGUAAUUGCAACAGCAUAAUGAAGUUACUGCUGCAUAUCUGAACAUUGUAGUGAGCCUCCAUUAGAUCAAGUCUGCAGGGAGCUACUGACUAACUGGCUGGGUUUCAUUUAGCAGUUUCUAAUCAGAGUUAAUGCACUGCCAUACUUUCUUUAAACAUUUAAAAGGUGAUCUCUCUCAUUUAGCAAGCUAGUUAAACAUAUUUAGGGCUUAAAAUGCCUCUCUCUUGCACACACAGGCUUAAUAGAGCAACAGGAUUUCCCCAGAAGUGGGACAACGGAUGUUGCCUGUGCAACAUGAGUAAUCUUUAGAACCACCUGUUGACUCUUUCAAUAUGCUGCAUAGCCUUGUGUGGGCAGGUAUUUGUAAACACCAGCUUUCCUCAUUCCCAAAUCAAAUUAUCACUUAGGAAAAGAAAAUGUUCUCACUGCACAUCCAAUUAAAAAAGAAGAAGGAAAGGUACAGUGGCUUUUUUUUCCUGCUGAAGAUCAUCUUCCUUGUGUGCUGAGUUGUUUUGGGUUUUUGUUUUUUAACAGAUAAGUAACCAUGGGAAUUGAACAUCAACUUUAGCAGUUGCCAUGAGCAGCAAUAAUCCUGUGGUUAGGGAGAAAUAAAGAGUCACCUGUGUUCUCCCAGGUUCUCAUCUCUCAUCAGAAAUAGGCAGGUGCACAGAAGUUUAAAUGUAAACUGAUGCAGUCUUCCCUUCUUUUACCAACAGCACACGUGGAUUCGAUAGCACAGGAGCUCAGGUAAGAUUCACGAAGCUUCAGCUUUGUCACAAGAAGUGCUGUUAUAUCCCACAUUUAUUGCAUCUCUUACAAACACAGCCAGGACAGAUGGUGUGUUCACAGUAAUUCAAGUUGUUGUUGUUUUUAAGUGCCUCUAGGCUUUCUAAGGUUCACCAGAAAAAUAUUGUAACCUAUCAAGAGGUUCUUGUAUGAGGAAAACUUCACAGAGGUCCAGGUUGGUCAAUCUGUGGCCUUCCAGAUUGCCAAAGCUGGGCAAGCGCUUACAAGACUUUGAGAAGGAGGCAGGCAGGCUCUCCCUUGACCCCUGUACUCUGUGUGUGGAAAUUGGUUGUGCUGCCCUAAAUCUGCCUCUGCUUUAGGUAGCACUGGCUGGGGGAGAGAAGGAAUUUAUUUAACCUUCAAGUUCUAGCCCAGAUAGUUUCAGUGUAUGUCUUGAGCUGGGUUUGAAGUUGACCUCUCAUGUUUUCUUGACCUGUCCUCUGUUAUUGUAAGUAGGCAGUUUUGUAAGUAGGCAGCUGAGCAUUAAACUGUACACACACUCCAGUUCUGUUAACUAGAUGGGCUGGACUACUCCUCUUCUGGUGGCUGCCACGUUAAAUUCUUUCUGAUUAUUGUUAUUUUAUUAUUAAAGAUGCCCAGCAGAAGUUAGUGGGGAGAAAUAUCUCCAGUGGGGGGAGUAGGAGGGGAAGGAGUAGUGCCACAGACCUGGCCUACUUACAGCAGCAUUACCACCGUAAACCAGGAUAAUGUGGAGAAAGGUCAGGGUGGUGGGAGCACCAGAUUGGCUUUUCCAGUACCACCCUACCCCAACCCACUGCUGCAAAUCAAAGUACGCAGCAAGCCUGUUCUACCAAGGAGACUCCCUCUGUGAUCAGAGCCCCCAAUGAGUGGACAGUGGUGGGACCAAGUAACAGGAAUGUGUUGGAAGGCAGUGGAACUAGCAUGAGUGUCCAGGUUCUCCCCUCAUGAAAUAGGAGAGGAAUGAAUGCCUAUGCAGGGCGUGAAAAGUGUGAAGAUCUCACCAGGAUUUCAUCAUUUCAGAGUGUAUUGGCUAAACCUUGCAGAGGUUUCUUAUCAAUAACUAAGUUGUUUCAAAUGUUUGCUUAUACUAUUUGUGGUAAGGAUAUUCGUAUUUUGUGUAGAGCCACCUUUCUACAAGGGUAUUAUGAUAAUGAUGAACAUAUUCAUGGCAAGUGAGUAAUGACAGGAUUGAAGCCUAUGAAGGCCCACAACGCUGAUCCCAUGGUGAAGAGCAGCAGCUGCCUAUCACCCUUUCUACAAUCAACUAAAUAGAAGGAGUGAGGCAGCAGGCCAACAGCACUAUCAGUCAUGACGAAGGAUGCCAAUAGUCUUGCAGCAGUAGAAUGAACAUCUGGCCAUACUCCAUAGACUUUAGGGCAUAGAUCACCCUUCGGGGGAAUAUUUUAUCUGAGACAACUGGUGCCUGGGUUCAUAGCACAGGGGAUUAAAUAUGUGCUGGUAUCAUUCUUCAUUAAUCUGCAUUAUAUCAUAUUAAUAUGCGAGGGACCAUUAUGGUUAUGAGACAAGGCCAGCUUGCCCAUUCAGUGGAAUCGAGUGAUAUAUAUUUUUCCGAACUCUACCACUUCAGAUUGCAGGUAGUUGGGGGGGAUUAAAUGAUUCAAAAUUCCCUAUGGGGGGUGGGAAUGUUCUGUACAUACAAAAUUAGCAUGUUAGGUAGAAACAAAAACUGAACUCCUUCCCCUCAGGUGGUGGUUUUAGGAAAUGGGUGCAUGAUUUUAUUAUUUAUUUCUUUACCACUUGAUUGUAAUAAAACCUCUAAGCAGUUUACAAGAAAUAUUUAAAUUAUCAAUAACAAUUAAAAACAUUUUAAAAUUAUUGAAAUCAACAGUAAAAAUAUUCAGACACAUCAACAUCUACAUACCUCGAUAGGCUUGCCUAAAGGAAAAUGGUUUAAGCAGGCACUGGCAAGAGCUGAGCCAAGAUACUUGCCUAAUUUUGGAGGUUUCACCACUGGAUCAUGUUGCUGUGGUUCAGAGAAAGACAAGUGCUUAUUUUGAAUGCCACCUAUUUGGGCCAAGCAACUGGUGACAUGAAAUACCAAACCCCAUUCGCCACCUGAGAAGUGGGAGGUGGAGAUGAGUGGAUCUGUCAAUUUUUAUUUCUCUCUAUUAUUUUUAUAAUCUUAAUCUCAGUUCUCUACAUUUCCACAUCAGUUUACUUUUUUUAAAAAGUCCUCAUACAAAUUCACGAGUGUUGUUUACUAUGAAUUUCUCCUAAAUAUAUUUUUGUCUAAUAUACACAUUUUUGUAAAGCAAUUUCCCUAUUCUAAUGCGUUUUUUGGUAUCAGUGCAAUUUUAUGGACACUUUACCCCAGUAUAUGAAUUUUUGUACACAUUGUUUGACUGUGGAACAGCAUUGCAUAGUUCACAGAACUGCAAAUUUCAAGGAUGGCUGUGUUUAUGUAUUCUUUGGAAAAUGCUAAUUUGGUAGGUUCGCCUUUAAAUGUCAACUGAAUCAAAUUUAUCCCCCAUCUCUAGUGAGAGGUGAAUUGGGAGGAGGCAGUUAUCACUGCCUUAAAGCAUUCCAGCAAUGGUGUCAACUGUGUGGGCAGCUGAUGUGUUGAAUGUGGCUAUGAGAUCAGACAAGUACCCCAAGUAGCAUUGAGUGAACUUUCCUAGCUUGAUUUGGAGGUGUCCCCCCCCCAAAUAAACCCCAGUUCCAUUUCACACUCCUGAUAAUCAAUGGGGAAAUGAUGGGGUGUCCCUCAGCCUGUAUGGUCUCACUGGUGGAAUUCAGUCUUCAGCCCUCAAAGCACAAGGAAUCUUGAAACAUAGUCCGUCCCCCCCCAAGUGAACAUUACAAGCUGGACAAUGUCACAUUCUGAGCUGGGUUAUUACAGUUUGGCAAAUCCGCUCCACUUCCCAGUGGGGAGGAGUUGUGGUGGACCAUGUGGCCACCCACUCCCGUACAGGGAUGAGGAACGAAGUCCCGCAUCACCCGGAGGUUCCCAGCCACGUCAUUCGCCAGCUAGCCAAUCUGCUGGCUGGGAGAGGUGCAGCCAGGCCCCAUUUAAACUGAGGCGCGAGCCGGAGAGCUUCCUCUUGGCUUGCUUCCUCAAUCUCUUCGCACAGUUCCUUGGCUUCACUCUGCGGACUCUUUUCUCAGCUUUCUGCUGCGGCAUUGGUUGAUCUUAUGAUGGGGGAGAGGAGGUGUGGCCAUCACCUGCCCCUCCAAGCUUAAGGGUAUUCCGUUAAAGGAAUCCGGGGGUUUGGAUCUGGUCCAAAGCCCGGGGCAGGGCUAGGGCCAUGCCACGACCCCGUCGGGAACCCAGGGGGAGCUUGAGUCAGUUUGCAUCAACAGGGCUCCUCCUACAGGUGGUUGACCCUUACUGGACUCCCUGCGUGACAGGCAGGAGUCAGAUAUAGUCUGGUCAAUUCCAAUGCCUAAGCCAAUAUUGCUCACAUUCUGUAGCCACUAAAGUUGUACCCUAAAUUCGCCCAAUAACAUUAACCUAAUAUCCGUGUCCUUGUGUCUUAUUCAUCAACGAGGGGGUGGUCUCGGGGUCUCGACCUGCAACACAAUGGCUUUUCACAUUUUUGGAGUUGUCACAGGGAGCAUUUUAAAGCAGUAAACAGUGUGGUAAAUUACAUACUUUGGUAUUUUACCCUGAAGUUAUGUCAGUACAGAGCACUGGUAUUUAUAAUGAGGCUACUCUACAUUGCAUGUCAUUCAUGAUGUUAAUAAAGGAUUUAUGCCAAAAUUCACCUGUCCUUAUUACUAUAUCCUGUAUGUCAACCAUUCAUAUCAUCAUUAAUUAAACCAGUUAUAAAUUUAAACCAUUACUGUAAUAAACUUUAUAGGCCUGCAGUCUUUUGGGAUCCUCCCUUGUUUCUUUCUUGUCCAUCUUUUAAAUCUUUCCUUAAUUAGCUAUAUCUAAAAGCCAGGGAUACAGUUUUGAUAACAUCCAGUAAUUCUAAUAGCCUUAUCUAGUAAAGUGACAAUUUGAUGACACCUUUUUCUGUUACUGCUAGUAGAUAGGAGUUCUGAUCUGCAGGAUUUUCUGACAUGCAGGUUAAGGCACACAUGACGUGGUAGCCACUUGCCUGCACUGAUGGUGUACCACUGCCUUGAGCAAAUAUGAUUGUGUAAGAGGUGGUGGGAUCCUCUGAGCACAUUGGGUGUUAGUUUGUACAUGGGAUGUUGGCUGGGUCAUGAUUAAACUCCAAGUGGGGAAGUUCUAUGUUCAGUAUCACUGAACAUAGGUUUACUGCAAUGGUAGGUCACCAUCCAUUCCAACUAUGGUUGCCAUCCAUUCAUAAAUAAAUGACCAGAGUUCCACCUUCUGGAUUCUUUCCAGAGAUUCAGAGGUCUGUACCUCUGAGGCCUCACCUCAGAGUUUUUAAUUUAAAAAUAUGGUCAUGAUUUGUUAAGGCUUUGCACAUGCCCACACAUAUAUAGUACCUAGACCAACCAAGUAAGUGGGAAGUCUGGAUAAAUGCAGUCUUAGUUCAGUGCAAAUAGAGAGUGAAACAGAAUUUAUGAAACGGGUAAAUCAUCUUAUUUGUUUAUGUAUGCAGGCAUUGAAGACCAAAGCCAGGCUGUACGCAUGCAAUGCAGGCCGAGUCCUUCAGGCCCACGGAGCUUUGGAGCUUCAUCUGCAUAACAAAAGACAGAGAGGAUUCUAAAACCCUCCAAUAACACUGUUAGUAGCUGGCAGGCAGCCAAUCCAUGCUGAGAUAGGACCAGUGUUGUGAUUCGCUAAUUGCAGUAUUAAGGCGACCUAUCACAGGCGGUGUGUGUGUUUUGCCUGGGCUGGCUUAAGGUAUAUAUAUCCCAGGCAAGUGCCCCUGUUUGUCCUCCUCCUUCUUGUUGUUCCAAUAAAUCCUUUUUGAGCUGAAUCCUGGUCUUGGGUCAUGCCUGAACUCACCUACACUUCAUUUUUUAGCUAACUUGCAUUGCAAAACAAAGGAAUCAAUAAUUUUGAAGUUAACUUUGAUGCAGCCAAGACAACAGUGUGCAAUUUAAUGUACAGUGCUGCCUUUGGGUUUUUUUUGUUGUAAUAAAAUAAGCAGCACCUCAUUAGUACAGAAUUAUCACCAGAUUGUAAAAAUAGGUUCCAGACAUUUUAUUUAAAAAUUUAAUGAAUGUUCUUGAGCUAUUUUCAUAGUAAAAUGCCAAACACCCCAAAACCUGGAACAAUAAACUAGUAAAUACCAUUGCCUUGUCCAAAAUAAUCUCAUUGCCCCCCACACCCAAGAAAUUACUAGCCCUGGGCCUUCAAGAAGGAUAAAUGCUCAAAUCUCAAUAGUCCUCGUGGUAUAUUAUAACUUUUCAGUUGACUUUUUUAAAAAAAUGGCAGGCUUGUUUUAAAAAACAGUGACGCAGUUCCUAUAGCACCUUGUUUUCAGUGCAGUCUUUAGAAUGUUGUGGUAGACGUGCCCUAUUGAAUUCAAUGAAACUUACUCUCAGGUAAGUGGGGUUAGGAUUGCAGCCAAAGGCUUUCUUAGCAAACAGUGUGCAUUUGUUGUUUGUCCAAAGAGGUUUCAUCCCCCCACCAUGUUUCACAAUGAACUCAACGCACGCAUAGAUUUCAUUAUAGCUGCAUGCCUUCUCCUGGGUUAUUACCAACUUCCUAUCAUUCUGGCCUUUUUACUUGCUUCUUUUUAUUUCCUCAGUCAUUUCACAGUCGAAUCGUUCCUUUUGGUCAGGUGGCCUAUAACAUUAGUUUACUGUCUGAAACAUCUCCAGCCUCAAAGCAUAAUGACUCAACAGCAUUACGCAUUCCUCCCCAGUCUCCUCUUAGAAGGACUAAUAAAUUCUCUUUUCCCAACAAGGCUAUACCACCUCCCCUGCUUUCUAUGUUAUUUAUUUUAUUUUAUUUUAUUUUAAAAGAAGCUGCCCCUUUGAUAUUGAAAUUCCAGCCUGAUUCCAAUUACAUCAUAACAUAUUUUCUUCUAAGUUAUUGUAUAUACCCCUCGUCCUAGCACCAUCUCACUUUCUUCUUCGCCAAGCCUUUCAUUUGUAUGUUUGCACACUUUAAUAACCUUCAUGCUGCUAUUUUGCCCUAAAAUUAGUCUUAAUCAAUCCUGAUUUCCCUCUUUUAUCUUCAUUGCCAUCCAACGCUUUAUAUGUACUCCUUUCAUCUCUGUUUGGUCAGCGUGCUUGCCCUGACGUCAUACAAGAGUAGAUUAAGCUAAACUCCUCCUCAGGACUUCAGUUGGGAUGGAGAGAGCAUUAUUCUUGCUGAGUAGUAGCCUUUCUUCCAUCUUGACUACCCCUCCUCCAAAUCAUGUUGUAUAGCCCUAUUGUACCAUAACUGGCCAAACCACUACCUCUAUUGCAGGUGUGUGUGUGGGGGGGUGGUACUCAGUGGACAACAUAAGCUAAAGUAAUAGGUGCAAGCCUUGAAGAGGAAUUAGUUCUAUGUUGCUGGGGAUAGUAAAUGGAUGAAUAUCAAUAUUAAAAGAUAAAACAUAAAUACUAGCAUUAAACAUAGUAUUAUUAUUAGUAGUAGUAGUACCCUGAGGCUGAUUAGUUGACUGACCUAGCAAGAAUGAUGAGGGACUGAUAAAGAGCUCUGGAGGCUUUCAGGCCUGAGAUUUCCAAGUCCUAAACCAUUGGGUAAGUAGCCAAUCAAUACAUAUUAGUGCUUGCAGAUGCGUAACAUUAUAAAUUUGGUGCUGGUCUUUUCUUUGACAACAUCCCAAGAAUUGUUUGUCAACCCAACUCAUGGUAUACUCCUCAGACUACCAUUCUGAUAACUUUGUCUGCAUAACUUUAUAUGCAUUCAGUGUAUUAGGCUCAAGAGCAAUGGGUAGUGGGGAUGGCACCACAGAUUUGACCACCUGGCAUCAGUAUCACUGCCACAUACUUGGCUGGUGAUGGAGCAGGGCAGCACUGAGGAAGGACAUCUUGGACACACCAGCAAAGAGAAUCUGGUGCUUCUGCCUGAAUUGGCCUGACUUCACCUUGUACCUCCGCACUAGUUGCUCGUGAAUAGCCUACAUGGUUUGAUGACAUAUUAAAGCUCCCUGUAUCUAAUUUAGCCUAUAUCUACACCCACUCUUAGCUUAAGUACUUUUAUAUCCGAGCAAAUUCUAUUCAGGUCAAACUCUAUUCACUGGUGACUCAAAAGGAUUUCAGUGUAAUUAUCUCUCACCUAAAAAAUUAGGCUGGCACUAGAGAAAGACGUGUCCCACUCCAUUGUGAGGAUUCAUGUGUUGGUACAACCAGUGCUUUAUUUAAGAUGAUAAAAAUAUGAGGUGCCAGUACUCGUAUAUUGAGAAAAGUGCAGCAAAGAAGAAGUGCUGGUACUCUGUACCAGGGAGUACUUUCACACAAAAAAGCUAUGGGUGCCAAACAUCUUGGCAUCUUCAAGUCACUGGUUUUAGUUUUUAACCUCCUUGGGGUUCAUUUCAUUGCCUAGCAAAAAUGUCUCCUGUGUCCAAAAAGUUGACUUGUACCACUAUUUCAUUAGAAGUCUGCUCAUAUCAGAAAUUGUGGGAAUGAGUUAUAUUCACUCUUGAUUCAUAAAAAAAUAUCCAUCCAUUUUAUGACUCUGAUUCACCAAUAACCUUGACAGCUGAACCAGUGUUCCAUGACAACAAGCAGACCAUUGAUAAAUAGCAACAAAACUAUUAGAGGUUGAAUUUAUGAGAUGAGUAAUAGGGAUGCUAAAUUAUAGGCUUACUGUUUGACAAACUACAGCUUGACAUAUAUUUGCAAAUGCAUGUGUAUGCAUCUCAAAGAGAGAAAAACUUUUCUAACCUCAUGACCCCUUGGCACAUUGUACAGAAACCAUCCAACUGCUUUCCAUGGGAUUGUGUUUUACAGUUCAUCCCCCCCUCCUCCCAGUUCAUAAUUUCAGGACUAAAGAAUUUUCUAAGAAUAGUUAAAACGAGGCUUUGGUUUAUAUUUGUUUUUGAAAUAAUGACCAAAACGUAUCAUAAGGGGGGGGGGGGAGAGAUUGUAACCAGUAUCAGCAUUUUGAACUUAGCCAGUGCAAUUCUUUCAGCAACAGCAUAGCAUGAUGGUGAUAUCCUGCCCCAGUGAGCAGUAGAGCUGCUGCAUUUUGCACUAGCUGCAAGGUCAAGGGCAGUCUCAGGACAGCUCCAUAUAAAGCACAUUGCAAUAAUUCAGUCUGGUGGUUAGCAGUGCAUGGACAACUAUUUCAGUGGUCAGGAUAUCCCAGUCCAGAAAUGGCCAAAUUUGUUUUACCAGCCAAAGCUAGUAAAAGCUUCUCCUAACCACUGAGGUCACCUGGGCCUCUAGUGACAGAGAUUAAUCUAGGAACACCCCCAGACUGUGAACCUGCUCUUUCAGUGGGAGUAUGACCUUUUCCAAAGCCGGCAAUUGCCCAAUUAUCUAGAUUCUGCAACCACUCACCUAUGGCACCUCUGUCUUGCCAAGAUUAAGACUCAGUUUGUUGGCCCUCAUCCAGCCUACCACUGAGUCCAGGCUCUAGUCCAGGCCUUGAACAGCCUCUCCUGAUUUAGAUGUUACAAAGAAAUGGAGCUGGGUAGUAUCAGCAUACUGAUACCUUGCCCCAAACCUCCUAAUGAUCACUCUCAAUAGCUUCAUAUAGAGUUAAAUAGCAUUGGGAAUAAGAUGGUACCCUAUUGUAUCCCUUUUUCCUCCACCAAAGUUGGUGGAGUUUGGGGGGAAAUGACACAUCACGCUCAUGAACUGGGGGUUAGCCACUCCUAGUGUAAAUAAUUAGUAUGUAUAAUUAGAAUCAGCUAUAGAUCAGAUAAUUUGUAUUGCCUUUGAACAAUGAGCCUGACAAAAAAUAAAUUUUGGUCCAUUUCAAAUGUAUAUUCUACAAUUUUCAGAUACAAAAUAAAACUUAUAUUACUUCCCCUUUCUCUCAAGCAUUAUAUUGCUGUGAGUGUUUACUUGAUCAGCUGUAGAAAGCAUGUUGUAGAGCUGCAAAGGUACAGAAGGGGGUGACUAAAAUGAUGAGACUGAACAAUAUAUUUUUUUCCUUUAAAAAAAUAUGCUCACAAAUGGAAGGAAAUUGAGUCAUUUUGUUUUGCACACAUCCUGCCCACAUGCUAUCUGGGGUAGAGUAAAAUGAUGCCUACUGUGAUGUAGGAAUAGAAGAACCCUAUCUGAAUGGGAAUAUAAGACCAGUUCAGAGACUCCAAUGUGUUUGUAGAGGGUCUUGAGGUCUGCCCAGUUCAAGCUUUGCUGAAGUUGGCCUAACAUCAAAGUCCAUGAGCAGCUCCUGAUGUGCACAAAGUAGAACCUCACAAGAAUUUUGAUUUGGAUAAGAACUUGGGGAAUCAGCCAAGCUGCAGGUCCUGAGCCAAAUUGGAUGUAUUCAGAGGACCUUGGGCCUUGGACAAGCUGGGUGCAGACAGACACAGACCACUGUGAGUCAUGUUGGAGGAGCCCAGGGCCCCCUGGGUGUCAGGGGGCAGGGCAUCAGGCAGGAAGGAGAGCUUUAAAACCUUAAAACUCUUUAUAACUUUAAAACUCUUAAUAAAUAUCAUUUUUUUAAAAAAAGGAGAGCCAGGCAGGGUGGAAAACUGCAGGAAAAGCUCCAAGACAUACCUGACUUGCAGCUGCAUCUUCCCAGGAGAAGGCGGGCUACAGCUCUCUUUCCUGCCUGAAACCUGUUGAGUAGAGACACCCCUAUAGGGUGUGGGUGCUGCUUUUCAAGAGGCUGUCCUGCAGGAAGGAUCCAGGCCUGCACAGUGCUGGUUCAUUCCCAGACUCUUAAAAAACCCUAUUUUAACUUUCCGGUUAAUAUAGGGUUUAAAAAUCCCCACCCCUAAAUUGUUUUGUGGAAGGAUCUGGGGUGGAAUGGGUGGCACUGGGUCAAUCUCCCUGAUGCCACAGGAUGCCACAGGAUAGAUUGAAGUGGGGCUCUUUGCUGAAGAAAUAUGAGGCCAUGAGAUUAGUUGAACUUUCAAGACUUUGAAUAUUUCUACCUCUUUAAGGUAAAAAAGUAAAGGUAAAGGAUCCCUGGAUGGUUAAGUCCAGUCAAAGGCAUCUAUAGGGUGUGACGCUCAUCUCACUUCAGGCCGAGGGAGCCGGCGUCUGUCCACAGACAGCUUUCCGGGUCAUGUGGCCAGCAUGACUAAACUGCUACUGGCACAGAGGACUGUGAUGAGCGCCAGAGUGCACAGAAAUGUCGUUUGCCUUCCCACCACAGCACUCCCUAUUUAUCUACUUGCGCUGGUAUGCUUUUGAACUGCUAGGUUGGCAGGAGCUGGGACAGAGCAACAGAAGGUCACCUGUCAUGGGGAUUCUAACUGCCAACCUUCUGAUCAGCAAGCCCAAGAGGCUCAGUGGUUUAGACCACAGUGCCACCCGCGUCCCUGACACCUCUUUAAACAUUCCAUUAAUUAUGUUACAAAUAUUUUUCAUGUAUCCACACCGCAAAUAGCCGUAAUCAUAGAAUCAUAGAGUUGGAAGAGACCACAAGGGCCAUUGAGUCCAACCCACUGCCAAGCAGGAAACACCAUCAGAGCACUCCUGACAUAUGGUUGUCAAGCCUCUGCUUAAAGACCUCCAAAGAAGGAGACUCCACCACACUCCUUGGCAGCAAAUUCCACUGUCGAACAGCUCUUACUGUCAGGAAGUUCUUCCUAAUGUUUAGGCGGAAUCUUCUUUCUUGUAGUUUGGAUCCAUUGCUCCAUGUCCGCUUCUCUGGAGCAGCAGAAAACAACCUUUCUCCCUCCUCUAUAUGACAUCCUUUUAUAUAUUUGAACAUGGCUAUCAUAUCACCCCUUAACCUCCUCUUCUCCAGGCUAAACAUGCCCAGCUCCCUUAGCCGUUCCUCAUAAGGCAUCGUUUCCAGGCCUUUGACCAUUUUGGUUGCCCUCCUCUGGACACGUUCCAGUUUGUCAGUGUCCUUCUUGAACUGUGGUGCCCAGAACUGGACACAGUACUCCAGGUGAGGUCUGACCAGAGCAGAAUACAGUGGCACUAUUACUUCCCUUGAUCUAGAUGCUAUACUCCUAUUGAUGCAGCCCAGAAUUGCAUUGGCUUUUUUAGCUGCCGUGUCACACUGUUGGCUCAUGUCAAGUUUGUGGUCAACCAAGACUCCUAGAUCCUUUUCACAUGUACUGCUCUCAAGCCAGGUGUCCCCCAUCUUGUAUUUGUGCCUCUCAUUUUUUUGCCCAAGUGCAAUACUGUACAUUUCUCCCUGUUAAAAUUCAUCUUGUUUGUUUUGGCCCAGUUCUCUAAUCUGUCAAGGUCGUUUUGAAGUGUGAUCCUGUCCUCUGGGGUGUUAGCCACCCUCCCAGUUUGGUGUCAUCUGCAAAUUUGAUCAGGAUGCCCUUGAGUCCAUCAUCCAAGUCGUUGAUAAAGAUGUUGAAUAAGACCGGGCCCAAGACAGAACCCUGUGGCACCCCACUAGUCACUCUUCUCCAGGAUGAAGAGGAACCAUUGAUGAGCACCCUUUGGGUUCGGUCAGUCAGCCAGUUACAAAUCCACUGAGUGGUAGCAUAGUCAAGACCACAUUUUACCAGCUUCUUUACAAGAAUAUCAUGGGGCACCUUGUCAAAUGCCUUGCUGAAAUCAAGGUAGGCUACAUCCACUGCGUUCCCUUCAUCUACCAGGCUUGUAAUUCUGUCAAAAAACGAGAUCAGGUUAGUCUGACAUGACCUAUUUUUCAGAAAUCCAUGCUGACUAUUGGUGAUCACAGCAUUCCUUUCUAGGUGCUCACAGACUGUAAUCCACUGCCUUGUUUCAACUUGCUAACCUAACUGGCAAAGCAAAGCAACUAACAAAUUUAAUUAAGUUUAGAGUGAAAUGGUGUGCAUAAGGAAUACAUAGAAAAAAAUAUUGGUGUGUGACUUUAAUUAUUUUGGUAGCAGCUAAUUAUUAUUCACAUGCAUUCUGCAUACUCCUGUAAUAUGUACACCAGAUAGCAUUACCAUAUUGUUAUGAUUACCACAUUGUGGCAUUUCAGCAUCUACUUUGUUACAACAGAUAAAUAUGCUGCAUAAACCUAAGCCAUUUUAAAUUGAGGGAUUGUAAAGUAUCCGUUAUAUUGGUUUCGUGCUUUGUGCAGCAUUGUGGCAGAUCAAGCGAGUUCACAAUUUAAGAUGCACGUUGGUUGUACUGUAACUUCUUCAGUAGUGCAGAUCUUCACAUUUGUUUCCAUGUUCUUCAUAUUUGCAAUGGUGAGUUGCCAAGAAGAUGCCUUGCCAAAAUGGUUUUUUUUAAAAAAAGAAGCAAAAAGCUUAAGUUAGUCAUAUGCUACCAUCCAAAACAAUCACAAUUGGAGCCAAUUUAGUGCACAUAAGUUACCUUGGAAGGAUUAAUUUCUGCUGUUGAGCCUCAUAAUAUGUGUAACCAACAGGGAGCUGUCUGGAGACAGGGAUUUUUGCAAAUCUUUCAGCUAGAUCAAUGAGCCAAAUGCAAAAUCUGGUAACCAGGGGCAUCAUGUAGAUUUGUCAUGCUCCCUAGGGGAGCUGGGGUCCAGCAACCAAUGAGUGGAUUACACUGAUCCACAAAUGCAGUUUUUCAUCUGUGACAGAUAUAAUAUAAAUGCUAUUAUUCAUAUUGCAUAACUGGGAGAGAACCACCGACAAUGACUAUUGUUUAUGCAAAAAUUAAAAAGAGAGAAUGUAGAAUUUUGCAACAGGUGACAACAGACUUUUCAGAAAACAGAGUUCAUUACAUAGUCACAUCCAAGCAAUGCUUGUCACUGGGAGAUUUUGUUAACACCCAUUUGACCGAGAUGCAUAAUCUUGUGGAAAGUGAGAUACAGUACAGCUGUACAUUGCCAGCAAUACGUUUGGUUCCAGCGAACACAGUCUAUGCCUAUCUGUUAGGUAUACAGACAAGGAAUGAAAGGAGACUCAGUCCUGUGAGUAUGCCACCAGUAGAGACUGGAUCUAUCCAAUCUCUGCAUCAACCCCUUGAUACAGUCAAUCUAAGGUGGAGUGCCAUGACUUGUAUCAACAUCGUGUUAAGCAGAUUUCGCCUUGAGCAGCAGAAUGGCCUCUCCCUUUCUUUUGCCUGUAUGCCCCUACAUCUAUUCUGGGGGUUCUUUCAGUCCUCUGGAACAGAAAUGGGGACCCAAAAUUUAUCAAAAAACAUUUCCCCCCCAGAAAACUCCCCUGAGAUCUUCAUCUCCUCACCUUACUCUUUUUUUUUGGGGGGGGGGGGGAGACCACUAUGAAUAAUUUUAUUUAUUGACCACCUAUUUUGUGGUGGCUACUAUUUUCCCCUACACUCUGUUGACAAUGCUCCCUAACUCCUCUAGGUACUUUGCACUGUAGUUAAUGCAAAAUGGUGGCCAUGAUUCCAACACAGUUGAUUCUGCUGUUUCAGGGCGAAACCCUUUUACAGGGAAAGAAGGGAACAGACAAAGUUGACACAUGUAACUGGUAGUACAAUUUUUACAUCAGCUCUUUUUAUUUCAGGGAAUUAGCAAACUGCUAUACACCUUUUCUUAUCCCCUGGGUGGAUAUAGUCUAGUCCAGAACAGAGUAGAUUAGCAUAUAUUUAGAUUAGCAUAUAUUUACUCAAGAUUAAGGUUGAUUCAGGCUUUAAAAAUAUAUGUAUCCAGAUUUUUGGUAGCAAUUGAAAUGAAAUGGUGUGGAGGGGUUCAUCUGUGUUUUGCGCUCUUUAGCUCCAACAGCUAAAACCAAAUAAAGACAAAAGAUCCAGCUGUUUAGAACUGCUAUUAUACUAGUCCACAUAAUUUUUUUUUUCCCAUGAAAACAAAACAAAAGAGUUGUGCAAUGUAUUUUCAAUCAUUUCUUCCUCUCUUGAUGUUCUCCUCUCAUUAACUGUAGUGCCUACAAAAGCUCCAUGGCAAAGAAGAGAAAAGCUGAAGAGCAGAUUUUGGGUGUUCCAGUCAACAAAAGGAAGUCUUUGUUAAUGAAACCCCGUCACUACAGUCCAAGUGUAGAAGGCAAAGGGGAAAAUGAGGACAAGACUGACCUGCAAGACAACAGCAAUGAUCUCAAAGCAGGUAUCAAAGAUUAGUGGCUCCAGAUGAAUGUAAAAAGCAUCUAAGUGUUGGUGCUGACCUUCAAAGCCCUAAAUGACCUUGACCCUGUAUGCCUGAAAGAGCAACUCCACCCCCAUCAUUCAGCCCAGAUGCUGAGGUCCACCUCCAGGGGCUUUCUGGUGGUACCUCAGUGCAAGAAAAAAAAAAGUGGAAUUUGCUGCCAAGGAGUGUGGUGGAGUCUCCUUCUUUGGAGGUCUUUAAGCAGAGGCUUGACAACCAUAUGUCAGGAGUGCUCUGAUGGUGUUUCCUGCUUGGCAGGGGGUUGGACUCGAUGGCCCUUGUGGUCUCUUCCAACUCUAUGAUUCUAUGAUUUUAUGAUUCUAAGAAGUGAAGCUACAGGGAACCAGGCAGGGGGCCUUCUUAGUAGUGGCAUCCACCCUGUGGAGCAUCCUCACAUCAGAUGUCAAGGAGAUGAGUAACUAUAAAACCUUUAGAAGACAUUUGAAGGCAGCCCCUGGAUGGGGAAGCUUUUUAAUGUUUAAUGUAUAUGUUGUUAGCUGCCCAGAGUAGCUACAUUCAGAUGGACAGGAUAUAAAUAAUGAAAUUAUUAUUAUUAUUAUUAUUAUUAUUAUUAUUAUUAUUAUUAAGCUAAUGCUCCUGAGAGAACAAAGGGUAGAAUAAUCUCACUGGGCACUAGCAAUAAAAGGCAGAUCAUUUGGACAAAAUGUGAAUAAUGAGACUGAGAAAUAAAUAGAAAUAUGGUUUGUAGCCAAUUAAGUCCUACUCAGAGUAGACCCACUGAAAUUAGUGAAAGUUAGUCAUGUCCAUGAACUUCAAUGGGUCUACUCUGAGUAGGCCUAGCACUGAUCUGAACUUGUGACCCUUUAGAUGUUGUUGGUCUUUUAACUCCCAUCAGUCCCAGCCAGCAUAAGCAAUGACAACCAAAGGUAUCAAGUCAGAUUUUAAUCCCUUUUUCUUAAAAUCUGGGUCAGCAUUAGUUUUAAGUGAUAAUAUCCAUAUCAGUUUCAGGUUGUAUUAGCUCUCCGCUGCCUAAAAGGAUUAUUGAUGCUAAUGUGCACACUACUGUAUGGAAAGAAAGAAAUUGGGGGAGGGCACACGCCCAAUUUGCUCAUGGGCAUUACUUUUGCGGAGAGGAAAAAAUCAUAGCAGAGAGCAGGAGGACAGAAGGGCAAGCUCCACUCUUGAACCUUAAUAAACACGGAAGAACAAGCUGGAAAGCUGUGGCAAGAGUAAAUUGCAUAGGCACCACAGUUGAAAUUAAUUAUACAAUACUGUGCUGAAAACACAAAUGAAGAAAGGUGAACUUUUGGCACAGCCAAUCCACAGAAGGUUUAUGAAUAAGAAUGGAGGAAAUCCAUCCACACUUACAGUCCACUAGCUUUUUGAAAAACACACGUGCUCAGGAGAUCUGCCACUAUUAUAACCAUACCGGGGGGCGGUGGAGAGAAGCAGCUUCUUUCUCUGCAUUAUUUAAUGUUGCUUGUUUCCCAACAUUUAACACAAGCAGUUAAUAUGUGAGUAAUAUUAAUAUUUUGUCUAGGCUCGCAAUACUUCUAUAUGUCAAGUCAAUCAAUCUUGAUGACUGGAUUCAAGAAAAUUCUCUAAUAUACAUGCAUAUAUAUAUAUAUAUUCAAAUCUGCCCCCUAGAAAAGUUACUUUUUGGCCUGUUCAUUUGGGGUUGAGAUCACCUGAUCACGUUGCUCGGAAUCAUGCUUCUAGUUAUUCAUCUUAAUGUCUAAUACAGACAAAUGGGACUGUGCCUCCUGGCUGGUGUCACACACCUAGCUCAGUGGUGGAGCUUCAUGCUCCAGCACUGGGGGGCGUCCUGGGGGCGUGGCGCACAUCCUGGGGGCGUGGCGUGCUGCCUGCAGGGGCAUGGUGCCCAGCGCAGCCGGGGGGCAGCCGCGAUGGCACCCCACUGGGGUCGCGCUGCCGGGGGUGGUGCGCUCUCCCCGCACUCCUCUUCCUCUGCCAGUGGACAUCUAUAUAUUGGGUAAAAAUCUCGAGCGGGUACUGACUGUUUUUGUUGCAGAAAAAAACAAUCUAUUCUGGUGGAACUUCUACAAAAUAACAACAGAAAUAAAGUUGCCUCCGAGUGGCGCAAGCCAUGCACCAACAAAACGAGUGCAUGGUAAAACAUUUCAAGAAAAGGGCCACAUCUUCCGGUCUAGGGCCCAAGAAAACCUCCAAGAAAUAACUAAUAAAUAUUUUCCUUUAAUGUAUAACAAACAGUUGAACCAAACAAUUAUGUAAACUGGAAAUGACCCAAAAUGCUAACAGUUUGGCAGCCGUAAAGUGAAAUGCAUUGUGGUGGCACAUGUGCAUUUGUGUCUCCUCCUCCUUUCCACAAUAAUCUGCACUUAAUAGGAAUAUUUUAAACUAUGUAGCUAAGCAACAGAGGUAAUUGUUGCUUUCUAGAGCUUUUGUUAGGCACUCCACCAUAGCCCAAAUAUGCAUAAUUAGGUAUAAUGUCUAUAAAUCAUUAUUGUACACAUGUGGGUAGUUAAGUGGAUUGAGAGAAUAGUUCAAUGAAUUGGACAUAUUCACUGAAAAUGCUUUUUAUUUGUUUUCUGUAGUUGAUAAUACUUUGAAAUUAUGAUAACCCUUUACACUUUCUCUUAAUAGCUCACUGUUGUUGAGACAAAACUUCAUUUGCAUUUUUAGAUGAUAUUUAAUUUAUGAUUUAAACCCAGAGUUGGUCUGACAUGUAUUCUGCAAAGAACCAGACUGUCUUAUCUAUUUUAUUGUAAGCUUGUUUAUCUCAAAUUUUCCCCCUCUAGGAUGUAAAACGUAGACCAUUCCAGUUUAUGUUGAAUACAUCCCAACUAAAGAAUGCACCCUAUAAUCAGCAUUAUUGAAGGGGCUAGUGUUGUGGCUAAAUUCUUCCUUUCAUCCAAAAAUGCUUUUAGUUACUAUGGUAAUAUUUACUUGAUCCUGGCAGACCAGUGUUGAUUUUAGGGAGAUAAUUACCAGAAAGAAAGAUGAUGGAGAUGUAUUUUGGAGUGUCCUUGUCAGGGGGGGAAAUGUUUAGAAAAAAAACUAAAUGAGACACAAAGGAUUUAUUGUAUUUCAGCAUUUGACACCCCUUUCCAAUAGCCUUUACUACCUUCUGUUUCCUGCUGUGAUUUCAAAGAAAAAAAUGGUUUCUUAACACAAGAUACAUGCGUAUUUUGCCAUCCUUUAGUAAAAAUAGAAAUCUACUUUUAAAAAAAAUCUCCCUUGUGAUCUAAUAUAUUCUUUAGUUCUAUGACUACCAUGACUGCUUCUAACAUGUAUCCUGUGAGCUAUAGAAUUACAGUCUUUCAUUAAACCAAAAGUGACCCAGAGCAUUCAUUUUAUAUAUUUAAAAAAAUCUAUGAAGAAGAGAAGGAAUGUUGUUGUUGUUUUGUUGUUGGGUUCUUCCUGUUGUUGUUCCUGUUCCUAUUUCUUUACUACCCACCCUUCAUAAUACUCCAGGGUGGGUUACCACAAUUUACAAUAAAACACUAAGAGCAGUUUAAAAAGCAAGGGAUGCAACUGUAGGUGACACUGUUACAUUUAUCUGAUAUUUUUUGAAAGCUUUGUUUCAUCACAGCAGCAAGUCAACACCUCCUCAGUGAAGAGCAGAUACCUUACCCUAACUUCAGGGCCACUACUGCCAUCAAUCUAUCCUUGCAUGUUUACUGUAGUCUGAAGCAGAAGGGAGAGAAUGGAUGGGAAUAUGGCGCUGUGAAACUGCUACCCAAUAUGGAGAUUCUUCUUCAGCAUAAAGUUAUAAUAGUACCAAAACCUUUAGCUGGGUUCAGGAUAGCUUUAUUCUGCCCUCACAUGUUUCAAACUACAUUAGAAUACUGGAGAAAUAAGCACUUCAGUCACUGCAGGCACUAUGUUCGUCUUCCCCCAUAGCUUUUCAGACUAUGGUAGAACUAACAGCCCACUUUUUGGAAAUAUGUCCCCAUUGAUGUCAAUGAAACUAGGAGCAGCUUCCCAAGUACAUUUAGUGCAGCAGCAGCAUCCAAGGAUUUUGUUAUAUAUGAUAUUCCAAACCAUACCCAGGCAACGUGUCUUUUUCUUGUAAUGUUUAAAUUAACAUGCCAGCUUCAAACACGAGAGAGUCAUGUAGUAAAGUAGUUGUGUGGUACUUUAGGCACGUUCCAGAGUCACAGCCAAAGUUCUAUUUACUGCAAGGUGUUCAUGUGUGAAAUGGGUACAUGCUGAAACGACUGCACAGUUGUUGCAUGGAUCUGCUCUGUAUAUUCACAACACAACAUUCUGGUCAUUUGAAUUGGUCAGAUAUAGUAUAUAUUUAAAGUAUGCUCUACUGUAACCUUCCCCAAGUUGGCACCCUCCAGAUGUUUUUGAGUAUAACUCCCGUUAGGUCCAGCUACCUUAGUUGAUGGUUAGGAAUGAUGGGAAUUAAGAACAUAGGAGCCUGCUGGAUCUGGUCAGUGGCCCAUCUAGUCUAACAUCCUCUUCUCACGGUAGCCAAAUACCUAUGUAGUGGUACCUUGGUUCUCAAACUUAAUCCGUUCCAGAAGUCCAUCCCAAAACCAAAGCGUUCCAAAACCAAGGCAUGCUUUCCCAUAGAAAGUAAUGCAAAAUGGAUUAAUUCAUUCCAGACUUUCAAAAACAACCCCUAAAACAGCAAAUUGACAUGAAUUUUACUAUCUAACGAGACCAUUGAUCCUUAAAAUGAAAGCAAUAAUCAAUGCACUGUACUAUAAAAUAAAGAAGACAAUAUAGUAGAUGACAAAAAUUUUAAAAAAAUCUUAUCUGCAUUGAUAAUAGCCAUUGUUUGGAUUGGGGGCUUUUAUCCAUUCACACAAUCUAUCAAUCAGUAGCUGAACUGGGUACCACACAGUCACAAAAACAAAUUAACUGAAAAAGCAGCAAAAACAAAAACACAAAUCAAUAGCAAAAACAAAAACAAAAGUGCCAAACUUAAUCCAUUCCAGAAGUCUGUUUGACUUCCAAAAUGUUCAACAACCAAGACACAGCUUCUAAUUGGUGCAGGUGCCCUGUAAACAAUAGCCAACAGCUGCAUCGGACAUUUGGCUUCCGAAAAACGUCUUUCUUCCGGGUUUUCAGCAUUGGGGAACCAAGACAUUUGAGUACCAAGGCAUUUGAGAACCAAGGCGUUUGAAAACCAAGGUACCACUAUAUGAAAAAUGCAAGCAGAACCUGAGCACAGUAGCAUUCCACCCACAUAAUUCCCAGUAACUGAUAUUCAGAGGCAUACCGACAAUGUAAUUAUAGUCUGGAGGGAACCAGGUUGGGGAAGUUUGCUGUACUACAGAACAUGUUUGCUCAAUACAAUUCUAGUUCAUGUUCAUAAAACAGAUAUUUAUCUUGAGCAAACCUAUCAUUUUAGAUUACUUAAUAUGAAUGAGACUAAUUUAUAAAUAAGUGGCUUGUGGAUUAUGGUCAAAGAAGAAGGAAUUUAUUUUAAUGUUGUGCUUUUCUCUCUUUUCCCUGCCUCUAGAGGAGACUAAUAUAACACCAGCAAAAGCUACCCCUAAUUUGGAUGUGCAAGAAAAUGAUCAAAUGACGGACAAUUAUGCCAGCUACCAGGACCUAAUGGCCAAAUCUUUAAUUAACUUUGAAAAAACAGAGGAAGAAACUCCAGACCCCCCAGAGAAUAAUAAACUGAGUGACAGUAGCAGCAAGUCCUUAGAAAUGGAGAAUAACAAUGUUGAUGAAUGUUACAUGAUUAACUCAUUAGUAAGAAAAGACAGAAUUUGUGUUUCGGACCCACAGUUCUGCUCCUCUGAGGAUAAUGAAAGUAGUUCUGAAAUUCUGGACAAUGAAUGGGAUAGCUCCUCAAAUUUCUCUGAAGAGAUAUGCGUCAAACUUCCUCUAAAUACAACAUAUAUUGUAGGAUGUAAUCAGCAAGAUGUCCUAAAAGUGCCAGGGGUCAAAACCGAAGAAGCAGAUUUCAACAACUCUGAAACCAUUUGUGACUCAGAUACAGGGCCACUAGAAUCACAGGAGUCGCAUGUUGAAUCAUUCAGCAACAGGAGUCAAAAUCCAUUUCCAGACAGCGAGGAAGAUGAGUGUCUAUCAGAAAAUACAGAAAUAUCAUUUGACUUGGAUAAAACAAAACAUAACUUGAGCUUGCUGGAACGAGCAAUAGCUCUGCAGGCAGAGCAGGGCCAUGUCUUUCAUAGCACCUACAAAGAACUGGACAGGUUCUUACUAGAGCAUCUUGCUGGUGAAAGAAGACAAGCCAAAGUGAUUGAUCUUUGUGGUAGACCAAUCUAUAACAACAAACGUAAGUUCACUUUCCUUCUUCAGAGUGGAUUGUGCAUUUGUGUAGACAGCUGGUAAUUUCUCCACACCAACAGCGCUCAGCUGGGAGAAGUGACUGCCAUGAACCUGGCCUGGCAGUGGUGUCCUAUUGAAUUCCAGCAUAGUAUAUUGGUAGGGCAGAGCCAAUCUGGCACUUCCAUUGCUGUUCCCAAACUCCCCUGAGCUUACUGCUACCCUGCUUUGGUAGCUCACCAUUUAGUACACUGUGGUGAUGUCACUGCCAGGAGACAGCAAUUCCCAAGUGAGAAACCACUGGACUAUGUGGUUCAGCGAGGAAUGUAUAAGGUUGUUCAGACUGACAGAACAAUAUAAAAAUUAUGGUAUGCAGUUACCCCAAAACCCUAUGUGUUUGUGCUUCUGCUGUGGUCUGAAAACAUUGUGAGAGUUAGCAAGAUUUCCAUACAAUGUUUCAUAUACACAUCCAAGAACUGCAAUGUGCUAUACAUGGCACUGCCUUUGAAGAUGGUUUGGAAAGUUCAGCUGCUGCAGAAUUCAGCAGCCAGGUUGCUCACUAGGGCAAAAUGGUUUGAGCAUAGAAUACCAAUCUUGGCGCAACUGCACUGGUUACCAAUUACUUUCCAGGCCCAAUUCAAAGUGCUGGCUUUGACCUAUAAAGUCUUAAACAACUCAGAGCCACAAUAAUUCAAGGACCACCUCUCCUCAUAUGAACUGACUGUGAUCAUCAUCCUCAUAUGAACUGACUGAUCAUCAUUUGAGGCCCUUCUUUGUGUGCCUCCUCCACAGGAGGUCCAGAGGGUGGCAACAAAGGAACAGAAAUUUUCUGUGGUUUCUCCCCAUUUGUGGAAUGCUCUCCCCGGGGAGGCUUGCCUGGCACCUUCAUUACGUAUCAUUAGGUACCAGGCAAAAACAAUCCUAAUUAAUUAAACAAACUAUGGCCUUUUAUACUGGGGGGUGGGGUACAGUUUUUGUUUGUUAUUAUGUUAUGUAUUAUUGUAAACCACCCUGUGAUUCUCAAAUGAAAGGUGGUGUAGAAAUUUGAUAAAUAAACAAAUAGAAACAUAUUCUACCGUAGAUUUGUACUGGGUGCAAUGGAAUGAAUUCAGCUUCUAGUAGGCAGUCACUUGCAGAUAAUAUGAAUUUCAAAGUGUUCCUAGUUAGACUUUAAUCCUCACCACUAUAAUAACCUUAGCUUAACAAUGAUGCCUCAGUGUUUAGAAUACCAAACUCUUACGUAAAUGGAGGAUACUUUAGGAAAAACUACCCAGCGAAUGAAUGGAUGUAUUUAAUUAAAUGCAGUGCAACAUAUUACAAAAUAAAUAUCUCAUAUUGUAUUAUUUCUGUAUAUUAUAUUUAGAUAGCUUUACAUAACUUAACAGGUAAUGCAGGUCUAUGUAUAAUAAGGGUAAAUAACCCCCUGUUGAGAAUAGCAGGUUCCCAUGUGGCCACAUAGGUCCUGUUGAACAUUUCUGAUUUCCAAUUCUCUUCCUCUCCCCAUUCCAUAGCCAGUUCUAUUAUUUCUCUGUUUUUCCGGCAGCCAAUGUCUUCUUAGCCUCUGCUGCCAUGCUUUCUUGUGCAGUAUGAGCCUUGUUAAACCAAUGGUGUGAUCAGCAUCAGGGAGGGUUUAUUCUCUGAUGCUGAGUUACCCAUAGACUCUCCUGGUUUGGCUAUGUGCUGCAGUGGCUAGUAAUGGAAUUGAUGACCUGGAAAUGGGAUGAGCACAGGAAGAUCCCACUGUGUCCAGUCUUGAACAUUAGGUGAAGCCAAAGCUGCUGGGUUAUAGGAUGUGAAGGAUAAAGAUGAGAGCCAGUAACAUACAGAAAGACUCUUGAGAGAUAUAUCCCCUUCAUUGGACUGAGGUUAGAAAAGUCCCUGAACUGGAAGCCUUGAAAAAUAAUGAUGGGCUUUCUUCAAGAAGGCUGAGCCCUUGAUGAUGCUUUAUCUGAUGGUCUUUUUUCCAUAAAGUGUUAUGAAGGCAAGAGCAUGAAGAAAGGUUGAAAAUGAGUUACUGGCUGAACUAGGUAGGAAGCAACACAUCAGGGAAGCUACAAAGAGAAAAACUUAAGAAACACAGACACAAACUUUCCUUGUGGCUUUGUCUAUAAACACAUCUAUUUGCAAGCUACUUGCAAAUAUCACAGUUGCCCUGAUUGCAAAUGGAUACACUGCGCUUAAGUUUGUUAUAGUUUGUUUUUGUUAUGUGGAUUAGAUAUAUAAGGAAAUAGCUAUACAACAUAUAAGGAGAAAAUACAACUACUCAUCAACAUAGACAAUAUGUGACAACCUUAGCUCACAUUUUUUCAGCUGUCCGAAUUUACCAGGAACAGUUUGUUUUCUGAUACCUGCCCCUGGAAAAUCUUUUAAUAUUCAAGGCUCUCUAAAGAUUUUAUUAUUAUUUAUUUAUUCAUGGAUGGUUCCAAUUUUCUUUCUCAUGACUCAAAUAUAUUCGCCAUUCCAAAACCUUCAGUUUAAACAAUUUGCUUAAAAUAAUUGAUUUAAGAAUGUUAAAAUGUGUGUAGGAUUUCAGUGUACUUAACACCUUGACAGAGAACUGCUGCGUCUUAAAACCAUUCUCUCCCUCUACAUAUGUAUUCAUGCACGCACACACAGCAAUGUUCCAUCUAGGUGACAAGACUUCAUUGCUAUUUUCUGCAGAUUUGCCUAGGCCUGAAAAGAGAGAGACCAAAUGUCCCAUUCCAGGAUGUGAUGGCACAGGGCAUGUGACGGGAUUGUAUCCACACCACCGCAGUCUUUCAGGUUGUCCACAUAAAGUUAGAGUGCCACUUGAAAGUAAGUACAAUUUCUUUAUAAUUUGCAGCCAAAAACUGUGUGUGAUUCCUUGAGGACUGUGGUCAUUUCUGCACUCUUGAUCUCUUUCCAUCCACUUGCCUCUCAGUAGCAUCGCUGUAGUGUUUUGUGAAUUUAUACAGCUACUUGGCUGAGAGUGAAGCCACAAUGGCUUCUUACAUGGCAUUCAUUCAUUCAUUCAUACCAGGGGUUUCCAACAUGGUGGUAUAACUCUUACUUGUGCGCGCGCGCUCUCUCUCUCUCUCUCUCUCUCUCACACACACACACACACACACAUAUAUACACACACACAUUUACUGCAGGGGUGUGGAACUUUUGGCCCUUCAGAUGUUGCUGAACUACAAUUCCCAUCAGCCUCAGUUAGCAUCAACUGUGAUCAGUCAUGAUGGGAGCUGUAAUCGGCAACAUCUGGAGGGCCAAAUGUUCCUGACCCUCCAUUUACAGAACCUAGAUCUGUCACUGUUGGAGAAUGUGUUCUCUCACCAGCAUCAAGCAAUACUGUUCACAACAAACAUUUUCCAUCUAAGGUUAUUCCAGUGGCACUAUUACCCUCCCCCUUUUUAAAAGAAAGAUAAACUGCACAUGCAUUUGUGCAGUCUGCUUGCAUUGAAAUCCGUGGAACUUACUAUCAAGAAACAGUGACUUGGAGAUCAGCUGGGAAAAACCUUGGUGCUUUAAUGAGCUGAGUUAUGUGCCCCAGCCAUAAAGCCUGGCUCCUCAGGGUGCCCUUGCGCCUACCUUCCCAAACAGUAGUCAUUUGUGGCAGUACUUCAUCUCAGGAGCAGCAGGCACAAUGAAGUGAACAAAGCAGUUUACAACACACUGCACUGCUAGGGCUGACAGCAGUUUACUUCUGAAAUGACUUUUGGAGUAAAAUAUUGCUGCUUGAGAGGGUUGUGAGAAGGUGCACCCAGUGCUUUUUUUUCUGGGGGUACGCAGGGGUACCCAUGCCCCUAAACAUUUUGUGAAUCUUUGUACUUUUGUCCAUUUACUGUAUUUAUUUUUCCUGAUUUGAACUAUAAAAUGGUGGUUUUCUUGAGUCAAAAUGAGAAUACCCCUAAACAUUUUUUUAGGGAAAAAAAGGCCUGGGUGCACCUAUAUUUUAUCCUGGGACAUGAGUUGUUCUCACCAGCCUCUGAUGUGCUUACAUGAUGGGAGGCAGUGGCAGAGCUUCAUGCUCUGGCACCAGGGGGCAGAGAGCAGGCGGGGGCGGGGCUGGCACGCAUCCUGGGGGUGUGGCACGCAUCCUGGGGGUGUGGCACGCUGCCUGCAGAGGCAUGGCGCCAAGCGUUGGCGGGGGGGCAGCCACGAUGGCACCCCACCGCACUCCUCUUCCUCCGCCAGUGGUGGGAGGUUGAGACCAAGGUUAAAGUAGGUUGAAGGACCCAACAAGCUUGGCAGGAUCAGAGACGCCUGCCAUCUCCCCUUCCUCCAGAGAUGUAUGACCAUGUAGAAAAUAGCAGGGUUGCUAUCCCUGAUGUAUGGAGUUCACAGUUCCAUGAAGGCCCAUGAUGGCUCAAACAUUUGGAACUUCUUGUUCAUGUAGAAAAUUCUUAGUUUUCUUUUAUGACUAUAACCAUGUGAUCAUAACUUCUGUACAGUGUCUCCAAGUUUUGAGUGAGGAAUUGCACUGUCAUGAUGAUAUGUGUUUGGGUCACUAUUUUCUUCUCUUUUUUUAGUCCUUGCAAUGCAUGAAAAUGUUCUAAAGUGCCCCACUCCUGGGUGUACAGGAAGAGGACAUGUCAACAGCAACCGCAACACUCACAGAAGGUAAAUCCUAGUCUGUUACCACUGGUGAUAAACUAGGCCAGGAAUGCAGAAACAGUCGACUCCAGAUGUUGUUGAAAUCCACUUCCCUCUACCCACAACUGGCAUGCCAAUGCUCAAUGUUGAUGGGAACUACAACCCAACAACAUCUGCAGGGCUACUGUUGCCCCAUCCCUGAACUAGCCUGUUCAAGAAGGGAACAUUUUAAUUAAUAUUUGUCACUCACGUUAUAUCAAAAUGGCAGCAUAGGUACUUGGCUUCUGCAAUCCUACCCCCAUAAAACCAUCCCUUAUACCCUACAAGUGGUAUCUGUAUGGUGUGUACAAUUUUAAGACACAAUCCAGCCAAAAUGAAGCACUUCUAGAUUCAGUGUUUUCAGUGGUAGAGAGUUGAGCACAUAUUUAAUGGUCCCAGUGGCAUAUUUGAGAGUUAAAAGUGCUUAACUUUGACUGGAUUGUGUCAAUUUACUUUAGUGCAGUAUUGAAAAUAUUAGUGUUUAUGGAUAAAUGCAAUAGAAAUAGGUUCACUCAAUGAUCAUAAGCUAUUGAAACCAAUGCUUAGAGAUAGGGUGGCUAGCCUUUUAGGGGUGAUUGCUCUCUGGGGGACAUGUGCCAUGGGUGUGGGUAUGUCUAAAAAAGUGAGCAUGCACAUAUUACACACUCAUCAGAGCACACACACAUUCAGAGAGGGGGGCCCUCGCACUUCCCAGCAAUCUGUGCAGAUCAGAAGAAGAGCAAAGGUUAGAUCCCCCCAUUACAGUGCUGGUCAGAGAGGAAACUCUGUCUUGUCCAGUACCAAGAUUGAGGGGGAAAUAUUGCCCUCUGCUCUACAGAUCAUUGAUUUGAUGAGCAGAGAGGGCAUGAUUUAACUUUCUCCUUCCAGCCCAGUGCGGCAGAGGGACUUGCUGCAGAUGCCGUUGUUGCAUUUCUGAGUUCUUGGAGGGCAGAUGAAAUUGCUUGGGUGAGGGUAGGGAGACUUGGCUAACAGGCAGGCAGCUCAUCACUUCUGCCCGAAGAGACAGGGAAGAUCUACAUAAAUGUGUGCUGCCCACUCUCUGAUAUUAUUUUUUACUUUUGCUUUGAAUUGCAUAUUUGUAUAUAAGUUAAAUAGUUGUGUUGCUUCACCUUAAUUAACAACUAGGAACAACAGGAAUUAUAGCAAAUUCCAAAGGAACACAGAUAAAACCAAUUUUAUGUGGUGAAAGCAAUCUGAUUUGAUUCCCUUCAGCCCCAAAUGUACUUCUUCUGACUUCCUCAACAUAUGUUCAGGUUAUGAUUCAUCAUGAUUUUAUCCAACACACCAAAAUCAUUGAUACAUUUGGCUUGGGUUGACUUCACCCCAACAGAAAUAGAUACAGAAAUGAGCAUUAUAUUAUGAAUAUAAUAUUUACACAGCCAAUUUUACUGCUGGUGAAGGUAGCGAAGGGCAGGUGAGGAGUUCACAGCCCAGGGCUGAAGUAUGAGUGGAUGAGCAAGGGCAGCCUAACAGGGCAGGUAUUAAGAUUCAGCAUCACUGGACACAGAGGGAGAGGUCAAAUGAAUGGGCAGCAGUGCCGGUAGUGAGGACAAGGGCAGACCUUCCUAUUGAGAACAUCUUGCUCAAGAGUGCCCCAAACUUGCAACGAUCAAGGGAUCCUCAAAACAUGCAGAGGGGAGGAAGCCCCAGCAGGAAACAGAUGCCUGAGUUAGCUCUGGAAAGAGACAUGGUUGGACUUCCGUAAGCUAGAAUAGUGAGAUCUAGAUGAACCACAGAAUCAUGUGAGGAGUAUUUUGCUUAUGCUGCCAAAAUGCACUAUAAAGAUCCUAGAUCUUUGGAGAGAAGAAAUGCAGGUUUUUCACGGCUCCUCAUAUGUGGCAAAUCUCUUUUAAACAGUCUUUCUGGUUGUCCAAUUGCUGCAGCUGAAAAAAUGGCAAUGUCUCAGGAAAAAAAUCAGCAUGAGUCUCCCAAAACAGGGCAGUGCCAUGAUCAGGUCCACAGGUAAGCUUCACUUACAUUAUAACAUUAUAAUGUGAAAUGCCCUAAAAUAUUCCUGUUUGCUUUUUUUAAAAAAAGAAAUCAAAUCCAGUGUCCUGUGGAAGACACAGGAAAAUUGGAAUGAGUAAACAGAUUGAGGUGCAAAUUUAGCCAGCUAUUUCUGGUGUUUUGUUUUACUCUGUACAGGUCAAGUGUCUUUUCCCGCAUGGAGAACUAACUUUGUGACUCCUUUUCCACGAGUACAAAAUGCAUUAUGCAUGCAGUUAGUAAAUGGGGUAAAAACUAGCACAGUAAGGACUGUGCAUGCUCAGUUGCCACAGAAUGCUAACUAUUGUAGGGAAUGGAAAUGGGAAAACUAGGUGGGAGGGGGAAUGGGAUGGAGUAUCCUGAAGGAUGGCAAGCUGGAGUACUAAACAGGAGCACUCAGCACUGCAGCAUUUUUGAAACCAUACUCACUAUUGUUCUUUCUUAUUGUUCCCUUCAUUUUCUCUGCAGAACAAACUUGGUGAAGCAACUUGAGAUAUCUCAGUAUAGCUGCCGAUCUGCUCAACCAGCACCAUCCCCCAGAACCUCCUUCAUAAGAGAGCAAGAGAAAUGUGGGAAAGUACCAUUUGACUAUGCUAGUUUUGAUGCCCAAGUCUUUGGCAAACGUACAUUGGUGCCAGCUAUGCAAGGACAAACCCCGCCACAGUUCCUUGAAUGUAAGUGGAAGGCAGACAAAUUCAAUCUCUAUUUCUAUAUCAGCUUGCAUGAAUAUACAAAUAUUAUUUUAUUGUGUUUCCAAAAUUUAUAUUCUGCCUUUCAUUGCAAAAAAACUGUUUCAGGGUGGAUAAUAACAUAACAACGUUCUUGGAAGCAUAAAAAAUAUGCACAUUAGCAUCUAAAACCAAUGCAAUCCAACCUUAAUUGGACAUAGCCUAGCAUAGCUAAGCAGCACUGGUUGACCAAAACAUUUCCAAACAUACCAUAGUAGGGUGAUGGGAACCAUAUUUUACUGGACUACAACUCCCAUCAUCCCUGACCAUUGGGCAUGCAGACUGGAGCUGAAGUCUAACAACAUAUAGAGAGCUCUUGGUUCCUCACCUUACCAUAGUAAAGGAAUAGCUGGUCCCAAUCACACAUGCACAGUUAACAACUACUACUACUACUACUACUACUACUACUACUACUACUACUUAUUAUUUAUACCCCACUCAUCUGGCUGGGUUUCCCCAGCCACUCUGGAUGGAUCCCAACAGAAUAAUAAUAAUAAUAAUAAUAAUAAUAAUAAUAAUAAUAAUAGAAAAGCGAUAAAACAUCAAACAUUAAAAACUUCAGUGCAUCCAAUACAAGUAAUCUAUGAGUUGCUUAAUGGACUGAGGUGUCCAGUAUUUAUUUAUUUAUUUUUACUUGAAAAUGCAGCACCAAACCUAUAUAUGGAAUGUAGCACUUGAUAUUUGCUUAUUGCCUGAAAUCUGUGACACUUGUUCAUAAUGAUUUAUAUUGAAAAUAACCCCAUAAAAAUCAAGUGGACAGGAUCCACUGGUCAGUUAAAAAUAGUGUUGUGAUAUUACACUCAUGAUCAGUGGUGGGCUUGUCCAUUAGGGUGAAUGGGGCACUGCCCCAGCAACGUCACUCUGCCCUUAGGUAGCCCCCAGAGUCUGCUGCAGGACUUAAAAUUAGUAAGGGAAUAGCUCUGUCUUAAAUUAGCUUUGGAUUCACCUACUGCUUGUCUCUCUGUCUUCUGCCCCACCAAUCUCAAUGGUCACCAUAUGCCACUGCUCAUGAUCUAUUUAGAAAAACUAGAUGAGUUUCAAACUAUUGUUCAGGUUUGAAUUGGAUAACGGGGGGUACACUAGUCUGACGGGUGAUGUGAUAUUUGUACUGAUAUGAGAGGAGACAGGUUGCUUUUUUGCUUCUGCUAGUGGCCCCUGACUCGCAGCUGGCACACAAGUUGCUCCUUGAAUUUGCAUGCAGAGCUGUGUGACAAAACUGCCUCUUCCGCCUCUCACCUUCCUGUCUCCAAAGAAACCCCAAACCUUUUUUUUAAAAAAGGCUAGGUUGAGGGUUUACCUGAAUUUAGAAACUACUUUAGAUUAUGCACACCACAAUCUGUCUGAAUGGGUUAGAUCCAGUCUUGUUCAUACUUAAGAUAGUCAUCAUUGAUUUCAAUGAAUCUACUCUUAAGCCCCAUUGAUUUUAGUGGGUCUACUUUAACUGUCAUCCUGUCCCUAAAGGAUUUUAUGCAUACUCCUUGUCAAAAUAUAGGGCUGGUAGGUUGUAUUUUCUCAAUUCAAAGUCAAUCCCCUCUGAACUGAAAAUCCUGUCUGUAAUCUGCCAGGCCUGAAGAAACUAUUCCUGAGAACCUCUGAUAUAUCUUUGUAUUGAAACAGCAAACAAGAUCCUGGACAAUAUUUCUGACAUUUCUUGGGCUGCCAAAAAUCUUGGCACAAAUGUCAUUACUACAUGACUCUUGGAGUCCCCUAAGAAAUAGCUGUUCGCAUAAUUUUUGAGUCCAGAGGCUUUGAAGCAAUAUCAUCUGGCAAUUUAAAGCUUUGGCUGGGGUCCACAGAGACAACUACACAUGAGCUGUGGGCACACCCAAAUUGCCAUUUCAGAAAGACACCCUUUUUAAAUGGUGUGAAGUCAAUAGGCAUUGUGACAACAAAGUGCAUGGGCACUUUACAAAAAGACUGCUUCCAGAGGCAAUUUCAGGGUGGCAUGACUGGUGCGGUCAUACUGGGUGCCAUGCUGCAGGGCACGCCAGACCAAUGCUGUAAAACAGAGCGGGAGAGGUGGGGGUGCCAAAUGUUAGUGUCACACAGGACGCUGCUGAAAUUUGAGAGCCCAAAGCCUGCCACUACUGCUGCUCUUCACGAAACAUUUCCCCUAGAUCAGGGUUAGGGAACACCUAACUCUCCAGAUGUUGCUGGACUACAGCUCCCAUAAUCUCUGACCAUCAGCAAAGCUGCCUGGGGCUCAUGGGAGUUGGAGUCCAACAAUAUAUGAAGGUUCAUCAUCCCUGCCCAAGAUUCUCUGUUUAAAUUGCUCAUAUGCCUAAUUUCUAAACCAUUUCAUAAUAAUAAUAAUAAUAAUAAUAAUAAUAAUAAUAAUAAUGGCAGCCAAGGAAUUUAAAAAGAUGCUUUGGUGUCCUGGGAAAGGGAAUACCUUCUGAAAGGGAAACACAGUGGAGGAAAAGGAAGGAAGUGCCACUGAAGUAAUUGAAUUUACUUCUGAGGUGACAUGGGGCGCGCUGUUGGCGAACCCUAGCUCUGUUUUCUUGAUUUUUAAUAUAGCUGACACUUACAGUAUGCUCUAUAUUCAUUUUUCUUAUGUAUACUAUAAUUAACAUUUGUUAAUUAUAUUUUAUUUAACUGCUCCAGCCUUCUAAGAUUCAAACUGAUUUCACAAGAAGAGCAAAACAUUGCAGUAAACUUGAGGCAAACCAUUUUUGGCUACAACCCAGCAUUGUUAUAGCUUAGGCCGAUUAAUUUUGCUUUGGUUUUCUAUAUUAUAACUCAGAGUUCCAUGGAAUUCAUCAUGUUUAUGUUAAUAAAGUUUCCAAGCCCAUUUGUGUUUAAAUUACAGCUGAGCCAAAUAUUGUUUGUUCUUUAUUCAUCCACCACUGGACUUGAUGGAAGUGAAAGAUUUCUUGUGUAAGGAGUGAUUAAGUCUUGAGGAAAGGACCCACAAUUUAGGCUCUCACUGAAAAUGGGAGCACCUGCACAUUUAUAAAGCAACUCUGGGUUUCUUAACUAAUCUCAUGAUCUCAUGUUUUAAAUGCAUUCAAUUCUGAUGCUUCUUAAUAGCAAUGGUAGAGCUCCCAGUAAAAAACAGACUUACUUUAAUGUAUUAUUUGCCUGUUUUUAUUGUAUAAAAUGAUAAUACAUAAAACCCCAGUAUCUUUAACAGAGGGACAAUUGCACUCGAGCUAUUUCUAAUCAAAUCUCUUUUCAACAGCAAAGCAUUUUUCAAAUCCAGGGAAAUUUUCUAAUCGGCUGCCUAGUGCUAGCGCCCACACACAGAGCCCUUGCCAUGCCAACUCUUAUGGCUACGGUCAAUGUAGUGAAGACACCCACAUAGCAGCAGCUGCUGCAAUCCUGAACCUUUCCACCCACUGCAGGGAAGCAGCAGAGAUCCUCUCCAACAAACCACAGAGUCUGUCUGCCAAGGUAGGCAAGUCCAAGAACCUGGAGGGUGUGCUAGCUACUGAACUGUGUGAAUAAACUGUCUUUCAUAUUAGUGAUUGCAUUCAAUUCCUUCCUUCCCUUCCAAGAGCGAAAGAGAGAGAGGGAAAAAGAGCAGCCCCUUUUUGCAUGUUCUUUUGAAGAGAGAUGGGAGGGUGGGGGUAGGGGGAGAUAGCGGAAGAAAAGAAAUGCAAAAACUGUGCUGUGGAAAGUCACUAUAAUAAUAAUAAGGGAAGAAAGAGGGGGGAACUCUGACUCCAGAAAUGGUUUUUUGGAGAUAGUGGUGCAGAAUCUGUUGAAAUGAGGCUUAUUUGCAUGGUGCAAAUACUACUGCAAGUUACCAGCAUUAGUCUGGUUAUUAAAAUAAUAGAAAUGAGAUGGGGAGGGGCUAUCACAGAUCUCUGUUUUGCUGUUUUUGCUACUGAUAAUUCCACUGAAUAUUUUAAAGAGGUGAAUAAAAGGUGUGAUGCGUGAUGAACAUAGGGAAAGAUCAUUUGAAUAACCCAUUCAUAACUCUGCCUAUUUCCUUGUAAUCAAGUUUUAUUUUCAGGGUGCAUUAAGAGUUACAAAAGUAACCUUUGUGUUGUGAAAAACCUUGCUCCAUAGGGUAUGAAACACCUCUGGCUAUGAAACCUGGAAAACAAACAACUUCGGCCCGUUGUUGUUGAAAGCUGUAUUUAGUACCAUUGGAUACCAUUUAUAGCACCAUUAGGGACUGGACCAUGGUAUUGGCAGAAGCUCACAUAAUCCAUCUUGUAGACAAGAUAGACGGGAGCAGGGCAUGGAAAUGGGUGAUGAAUGAAAAGUGUUAUAGAAUGGCACAUACAACAUUGCCUUUGUACUUGGAGACAUUCUCUGGGACACAGAGAGAUGUCUGUUUAGCAAGCUUUCCACUGUGUAAUGCCGCAGCAGACUCAUAACGACAGGAUCUUGAGAGCAGUUAUUCUGGCUGAAGAGAUGCUUCUUCAGCGGGACUCCUGUUCCACAUAACUGACUGCUUUGCCUAGUGGGAAAGCUCAUCUUUUUAUCGCACGGGCAAAAUCAGAUCAGAUAUCUGAGGCCUGUCUUCAGUGCAUUAGAAUUUUCUGGUUUUCCUCCCCGCCCCCCUCGCACCCAACUGUCGUUGCAGCAGCCAGGUUCUCGGAGCCAACGAUAGUGACAUCCUUGCAUUCAAAGCCUGCCUAUCAAGACAACUCCAUUUUUAGGGCCUGGGGUAUGUUGCUGGCUAUCUCUGCAUCCACGGCUUUUAUUCACGAUAUUGGCCGAAGACAUUUUCUAGUGCUGGGCUAUGGCAGAUAUUACUUUGCCACCCCCACCCCCUCUUGUUGAAAAGGAGACUGGUGCCAGAGGCUGUAUUAAAUUGCUUCCCCUACCUUUGGCUGACCUUAGAAACAGACCUUUCUUGCCAAAGAAAGGUAAUAAAGGGACCAGGCAUAAGAUUAUUAUUGUUCUUCUUCUUCAGCUGUACACCUGUUUUGCGUUUGCCAAAAAAGCGGAAGGCAAUCGUAACCACUCACGGCAGCAUUUGGGGCAUAUAGGAGGUGGGUGGGUGUGAUUUUCAUCCAGAAAUAAUUUUUUUUUUGUAUUAAAAUGGUCGUCAGGCAUUGUCCUCUGCCAGCCUUCACUUUUGCCAAACUUCCAGCAGGGCAUGAUGACAACCAGUGGUACAAAAUAUCUGACAGAAGAAUGAGAAUUAGCUUCUGGCCAGAGUGAAGGCAAGCAAAGCUCAAAGAGACGAAGUAGCCAAAAUCACACACAUUCUUUUUAUUUGGUUUGGAUAGUGCUCCUUUUUAGGAAAUUGAGAUUUUUAAACAGAGAAAUGCAUACUGCAAUAGUCUAUGGAUGCAGGUGCCUAAACUAAAACAAAUUACUGAGGUUUGAAAAUAUAAAGUGAAUCAAAUACUGUAAACUUGUUUGGUUUUAAUUUGAUGAUCACUUUGUUUUUUUGUUCACACUGCACAUUAUUUUUCUUUUAAUUGCAAAGAUGCAUUUCAAGCCUGCGCACCACCUUCUCAAGAAAUGCCUUCAUUUAGUUUGGAUUUAAAAAUAAAAUAAAAUUGAAAGAGUAUAACUUUCUCUCCUCUCCAAUCCAGCUUUUCCAUGUGAACCUCCUAGCCCCUCAGAAAAGAAACCCCUACUGGUGACAUCUCCUCUGUAAACAUGAAUGAACAGCAGUGCUUUUGUGUAAAUUCUAUUUGUUUCAGAGUUACUUGUCAAUGAAAAGUUCUUGGUAGAUUGAGUCAUGAGUUUUUAAACAAAGACUGUGAAGUAACCUGCCAACAUCCAGUUAUUCUUCCUGAAGCCCACCAUAGCUCUACUUAUAUCUACUAAAAUAAAACAAAAAGGGAACAGCAACAUAAUUGGCAUUAAUAUAUCCUCUCUUUGGCCUUGCCUAUAACUAUCCUCUCUUUAAAUGUUAUCUAUUCUGCUCACCAUAAUGCAAGAAAAUAUAUUCUGGGUCUUGAGAAUGGGAUGGAUGGAAGGGUAGAAAUGAUGCUCACCAGCUUUCAAAUUCAAACCCCAGGGAUCAGGACAAAAAGCAUCCCUCAUUGUCUCCAGAUUGUCUUAUCUGUCAGUUUUAUUUCCUUAUUAGUAUGCAUUUUGGAACAGGGCAUCAGUCUCUUUCUCUCUUUUUUUAAAAAAAAUCCAGCUUUUGAUUAAAUCUGGGGGGAAAGCACAUCUGAAUGGCAAAAAAAGAAAAAGGGGAAAAAUCCAGGCUCUAGAAAUGAGAUUUAUUUCAGGUGCAACAUGUUUCAGAAUCAUUUCCUCCCUCGAGGGCGUGUUUCUUGCAGCAAUUCUCACCCAAGUGCAAGGGGCACUUUAGUGACUCCUCCUGACCUUUUCACUUGGUGGGAAUUCCUGCCAGAAACAUGCCAUGUGGAAGGAUCUGUUUCCAGAGGAUCUGUUUCCGGAGGGUACCACUUCAUAGCUGUAUUCGCUGGGUUUGCAAUACAAAAUUUAAUCCACAUUUAUACUAGGAACAUCCACCAAACACAAUGCUUUAAGGCAAUACAUGCUUUAAGGGAAAGGUAUAAUUAGCAGCAUAAAUAAAAUGAUCACAAAUAUAUUUUCCCCAAAUACAAUGGCAGCGAUAGUGGAAUCUAGGAAAGGCUCAGAGAUCUCAUGUGAUGUUUCAUAUAUUGUGUACAAACCUCUAGAAAUUAAUUUGGAUAACUGAAUCAGAUUGCAGAUAUUCUACAUUUGUCUACAAUCAACUGCAUGCAAAUAUAGUUAAUUACCAGGAAAAUUAAAAAUAAAAAUUAGAGUUGGUUUUGACAAUCCUGAUGCAUUUAAAUAACAAGAGCUAUCUCUCUUGUUUCAUUUUUUGGGUGACUGAAAGAAAAAUAAGAGAUUUAGCAAUGAUUCAGCCUUAAGCACCAAGGGUUGAAGUGAAACCUUUCAGAUUAACCCGUGGCACGUGGCCUUGUCCAACAAUGUGGCAAAAUGAUUUUUGGAGCUGUUAAGAUUCACAACUUCUACUCUAAUGCAAGUUGUUGUGUCAUGUCAUAUAGUAUCACAUAUCAAUCACAUCAAGACACAGUUUCCCCCAGUUUUAUCUUAUGGCUUAUGUGGCUGCCACUCAAAGAGGAAGAAACAAGCCGUACAUUCUGUCUUUCUCCUCUGAGCUGCCUCUUGCCAAGAAUUCUAUUUAAUGUUUGCGUGUUUUCCUCCCAACAUGUUUGGACAAAAUGACAUAUACAUACUGUGCCUUGAAAGAAAACAAAACAGAAAAGCAAACAGCACAAACUAGGAUGAAAAACAUAUUUGUUUUUCCUCUCUUUCCUUGUAUUAGUAAUAGUGAAGUUGACAAGUGAAUCAGAACUGUACCCAAAGAUAAUUUUGUGUGUGUGUGCGUGCAUGUGGGCAUUUGUGUGUGUGUGUGUGUGAGAGAGAGAGAGAGAGAGAGCAGUGCUGCCAGAAUCAAAAGAAAGGUAAUCUAAUUUUAAAGUUAUUCCACUGUAUUAAACACUAAUGGUGAUGUCCAAUUAAGUGAUACUCAGAGUAGACCCACUAUCACUCACUCGAAUCCAUUGAUUUCAGUGGGUCUACUCUGAGUAUCACUUAGUUGCAUACAACCAUAAAAACCACAGAAAAUAUUUUUUUAAAAAAAGAAAAGAAAAAGAACUGCUAAGUUCUUGUCAGUUGUCCCAUUGUUUUUGGACCCAUUGGUCAGAACCCUGGGAACACUGCUUCCUGAGGAUCACUGAAAUACGUUACAUAGUAUAUAAUUAAGUCAGUGAACUUACUGCUUCAAGUUGUGGUGAUGGGCAUUGGCUCAGGUGUCUUUAAAGCAGGAGUACAUGAGGAGUACCUGGGGCACUUUCAGGGGUCCUGACUGAGUUGGCCAAGUAGGCCACAUUUGGCCUGCAGGCCAGAGCUUCACUCCUGCUUGAAAGGAAUUAGAAAGGAAUAUUUAGAAUUAAUAUUUGUUUGUUUGUUGGCUAUACAGUGGUACCUCAGGUUACAUAUGCUUCAGGUUACAUAUGCUUCAGGUUACAGACUCCGCUAACCCAGAAAUAGUGCUUCAGGUUAAGAACUUUGCUUCAGGAUGAGAACAGAAAUCAUCCUUCGGCAUUGCAGCAGCAGCAGGAGGCCCCAUUAGCUAAAGUGGUACCUCAGGUUAAGAACAGUUUCAGCUUAAGAGGAGACCUCUGGAACAAAUUAAGUACUUAACCCGAGGUACCACUGUACUUUGCAUUGGCCACUCAAUAAUACAUGUUCUCUAGGCAGUUCCCAAAAAAUAAAAUGACCAAAACAUUUUUAAAAAUACUAUUCAACACAAUAAAAGGUGCGUGAUUUCGUCUUUCUUUCAGACAGAUAAAAAAUAAACCAGAAAUAAUACAGUGUCCCUCACACACUCUAAGUGACUCUAAUCUCGAGAAAGAAACUUCAUGAUUCUUCUUAAAGUAUCGCUUACCUCCUAAAGACAUUCAAAAUACUUCUGGGCCAAAGCCUGCCCCCAAUUUCUUAAGAGUUUUCUGCUUCACAAAAGGAGCAUCCCCUUUUUUGCCUCAUUUGCAAGAUGCUUUGGGAUCGAGUCCAGGCAUCUGAAGGUGGUGUGUGUGUUUUCUUUCCAAUAAACAUUUCUCCAGUGUCUAGCAGCCUCCUUGGCUGCCCACAUCUUCUGCUCUGAAAAAGCCCCAUUGGGAGGGAGGUACCUUAUGAUACUUUCCCCUGGGUUUUAACUGAAGGGCAGGAAGCCUGGCUAAUCUGUGUCUGAGUUAAGAGUUCUCACUGAUUGUGUUUUUAAACGGAAAGUUUUCUCUUGUGCCUUAGAAAAAAACUUUCCUUUCAGAUUUCUUUAAAAGUAAACAGAUUUCACUUAACAAAUAAUAAUGAACAGCUGACAGAUGCUCAGUUGGAAGCCUUCCCAUCUUCCCAUGCUUACGGGAAACCCAGUCAAGGAUGUUAUGGGGUUUUCAGGAAGUGCAGGCACCCAGGAAGGCUGUUGAAUGCAGAUCAUUGGAUAAAUUAGCCACAGGAUGAAUGGACACUCACAAAAUUUCUGAGCUACCUCAGAAGUAAAGCAAUUGCAACAAAAAUCUGGCAACCCACCCAGGAGAGUUUCACCAACAAUGUCUCCUUGAAUUUUUUUGAAUGCAAUUUCUUUUCUUGUCAUUUGGUAGAGAAUGUUUUAAAAAAGCAGAAGGUAUUUUCAGCAUAGCACUAAUGUAAACACAUCUUUACUUUGACAGGAUGAAAAUAAGCUGUAUAAAUAAAGCAGGCAAUUCUAUCCUUUAGAAAUGUUCUUUACUCUCUGUUGAUAAUCACUUCAAUGCAGAUAUUUAAAAACAUUCGAACAAUAAAGAACACUGAAAGAUCCACUAGUAAGGGCAGGAUGUGGGUGGGGGGAGAGAGAGAGAGAAUCUGAUAGUCUUCCACCUGGCGUUGGUUGAGACUGCAGCAAAAGUUAUAGCAAUUUUAUAUUGGACUGAAUAAAAAGGCCAUGCUGUAAACAUGGGAUCCAUCCUCCUGUGAGCACAAGGGACUAUUUCUCUGUGACUGUAUUUGAUUGUUGUGUACAUCUGUGAGCACACUUAAACCCCAUCUGCACUCUUGUUACACAACCCGGGUAUUUUCUGAUCUGAAUUAGGUACAUACUCACCAACCCAACUCCCUUGCACAUCAGAAGAUAGCCCUCGCCAGUAUCUUCAUAUUCACAUCAACAAACGUGUAUUGUCUUCCAACCAAGCCUCUUUGGUGCUGCUAAAUGAGGCCAGAUUUCCAACUGUCAGAUGUGUUUCCUGACAUGUUUGGAUCUGUGAUUUAAUUUGAGAAGACUUUGACUGUUUUAUGGAAUUUGUUUGCUGUUGUCUCCUGCCUUCUGAGUUGCUGGUAUUUUGUCAGUGACAGAAAAUCUGCACUAUUUAUGGUUUUUGCACUAUAAAACUACUGCAUCCCCCAUUGCAUGGCAUCUUCUCCUAAGCCAUCUGUCACAGAGGUCUGGCAUUUUAUGUGAAUGUUGGUCAGGCAGACUUAACCCAAGUUUUUUUUUUUUCCCCUAUGAAAAAUGUCAGCAACUACAAUGUUUAGCAUUUUACUUUACAGUGGCCAUUAAACUUGAUUACUUGUAGCUCUGUUUCAUGGCUGUACUUAUAUAUCAGCUAUGAAGCCAAAAAAACACAAGGGUAAUCAUGGCAACAAUGUGCUCAGGUCCUGGGAAGUUCAGCUGGCAGUGAUACAGUUAAUAUCUUGGAUUUUUGUAAGUAAGGUUUUUUUUAAUGCUGAUAUAAAAAUGUAUUUGAUAUUAUACAGAUGGCAUAAGAUGUUGUGGUUACUAAGUUAUUAUCCAGGAUAAGCUGUACUGUCAAAGUCGGGGCUUAAAACUAUCACAGGAGAUUAAACUAUUUACUAAAAAGGGGCAAAAAGAUAUAACGAAAGCAUCUUAGUGUAUGAACAUAUUAGAAGUGUAUUUACUUCCCAUAAGUAUAAUAAAGCAUAUCUCUCUUUAAGCUGGGGGAUUGAAAAUGUGGACUUUGUCAUACGAGAGGAACAAACGCAAGAGUUUCUAACUUGCACUCUCUCGGGCAAUUGGCCUGAUUGUUUUCAACUUUUCAAAAGGAACUGAGAUGAACUGAUCUUUUUUUCUAGGCCUGUGUCUAAACAUCAUGCAGGCAUAACAUUUCCUGGCUAGUGCUUUGAGAAGCAGCAUACAGUGCUACAGCUGGAUCACGUUAGGUCAAAAUGAGUUAUUUUUCUCAGGAAUUGUUCUGCUAACUGGAUGCUGCUACCAGGAUUGUCUAUGUUAAGUGGUUGGCCUUCUUUCAAUCAACAUUGUACCUGACAUCUACAUUCACAACUGGAUGCCAUUGAGAUAUUUGCUGACUGUACAAAGUUUGAGGAACAUUUGACUCUCCUUUUGAUUGUGGGCAAUGUUCAAAACUCCCUCCCCUUUCUAGCCAACCAGCUGAGUUGUUUGUCAGGCAUGUGAGGUAAAGCGUUAGGCCAGAUACUGUUAGACAAUAUAAGACUUCCAGGGCCAGGCACAGCCACAGGAUUCCAUCAAGCAACAAGUUAGUCAUCCCAGAGGAGAAGUAGGCUGCACAUGGACUCACUUGACCCUUCAUUUCCAGGUGUUGGUUAUUUUACUCUGCAUGAUUUUACUCUGCAUUUUAAAGAAAUAUCUGGAAUAAUUGAUCCAAGAUGACUGGGUCCAGCUUUGACCAGGGAGGGUGGGAUACAAAUAAAAAAAAUAUUAUUAUUAUUUAUUAUAAUUGUAUGCCUGGUAUGUAACUAGUGCUUUGGAGUUCUGCAUAGUUCUGCUCUUAAGGAGAUGCAUACCCGAAACACUAUUCCACAUAUCACCCAUCCAUCCCUAAGCAGCAUUUGGCUGGCUACUGAAUCUCUCCAUUGGUUAAUUGCUCCUCCUUUUCCCUUCCACAGUUAGAAGAAAAACUUUCCUCUUCUUCUAGUCCACACAUCUUGGAUGUGUGAUAUAGAUUUCCCCAGUGAAUUUCUCUGGCUGUUCUGUUAGAUACAAUACAAAUGAACAGGCAAGGGUUUGUGGAAACUAUUGCCAUAGUGAAUCCUUGCCUCUUCUGAAGCUCUUUGGCCUGACUGUUGAUGAAGCACUGUGCCAUGAGGCAAAGUGAGUUGACCACCUCAAGUGACAGGAUCCACAGGGGCAAGAGAUCUGGCCUCCAAUGAACGCAUUGGCUGUUACUGUUGCUGCAGUGGCACACCCCUUGCAGGCCAGAUCUGUUGGUCUCCUCCUACCCUUGUUCCCAGAGUGGAUCUUUAUUGCCUCCAUGUUGCUGAUGUAGAUUUUCACUCACCAUUUCUUCCUUGGUGGGGGACACCAUUUUGUGGUAUGCCUCAGGUGCCAAAAUGUCUUGGGCUGGCCCUGAUCAAUCAUAACCAGACAAUCCAGUGCAGUGCCCCAGUUUUCUGUACUAUAACGUCCUGGGAGGCACAUGCCAUUUGACUGGUGCAGGGGGCAGAUGUUCUAACCUGUGUAGACGCUGUUGUACAACUACUAACUUAACUGGUAGAUUUCUCUGUACAAAUGAGAAGAGUGUGCUUUCGCACUGAGAACUUGCUUGCAGGCUUUGUGUAGGCCUCUGGUUGGCCACUGCAAGAGCAGGAUGCUGGACUAGAUGGUCCACUGCCCUCAUCCAGCAGGCUCUUAUGUUCUUAAUAAAGUGCAGCAGAUGAGAAAUAUGAUUCACACAUAACAUUCAGAGGCAUGACAGAGUUUGGCCUUAUGGCAGAAUAAGGGUGACCAUGAAGAAUAACAGCUUGCAUCUCAGUCCACAAUGGAGCUCUGCAUUUCAGGGAAGGACACAGUCUGGACCUCUUGAUUACAGUAAACCUUUUAAAAGUUCUUUAUAAUUCAAGCUCCAUUUGAGAUAAACUGAGAUUGUCACUGAUAUAUAAAAGACCCAUGACAAAUGCUCCCCUUGGGUCUGAUUUGUACAUUUGUUUCCCCUCCCCCUCUGAUACAGAUGUUGCAAUAUUGUGAGAGAGUGGGGGUGGAUGAAAUGUAAUAAUAAUACUGUUGAUGAGCUAAGCAGUGAAUUAAUGCUUUUAUCUGAAAAGGGAUCAUAGUUCUCUGUAAAAGUGAAAUGAUUCAGGAGAUUUAAUGCUAAACUUUUUUGUAAAAAACCCCCCUCAGAUUUAGUACAUAUAGUUUACAUUUAAGAAGCAUCUUAUUCUGCUUACUGUGUUUAAGCAUAGAAACAUGGAAAGAGCAUUAUAGAGGUAUCUCUUAAGUCUGCCUAAGAAUUAAAUAUUAACGGGUAUAAAUCGAAAAGCUGGUUUUUUAGAUUUAGAUAAAUUUAAAUAAAAGCAGGCAUUUCCACUUAUCCCUUAAAAGCUCUGCAAGUCUUAUUAUGUUGUUGCUGCAAACUGUUCACACUCUAAACAUUUCUCUCUUUCCCCUUGCGUAUCAGGGAGCUGAUAUAGAAGUGGAUGAAAAUGGCACCCUGGAUUUGAGCAUGAAAAAGAACCGGCACCAAGAAAAGAGUACUCCGCUAACGUCUUUCAGUACAACAGUUCCCACGCCUGCCUCUUCUCCCUUCAAAACAGGCAGCAUUCUGGUCAAUGCCACCUUCUACCAGGCGUUGUGUGAAAAGGAAGGAUGGGAUACGCCAAUCAACUAUAGCAAGAGCCAGGCGAGAAAGGGGGAGGAGAAAGAGGUAUAUUUUUUGUUUAUCACAAUACACCAUGGAGGGAAUUGUUGAUCUUGGAAUAAUUUAUUUUACAGUACCCAGUUUGAGCUAUGGCAGCUAGUACUCCACUCCUAAGCCCAUGUGCAAGUCAAUGGCACCAUUCAUUUUGGUGGGAGUAAGAAUGAGACAGUGUACUAAGAAUUAGGGUGCUAAUGAGGAUUUUUCCUUCCUGGCCUAUAGGAAGGAUGUGCAGUUAGAACCAUUAUGAAAGCCAGUGAAGUUAUGAUCCUGUAUCCAAUUACCUGGGAAUAAGUCCUAUUGAACUCAAUGAGGCUUACUUCUGAUUAGAUGCAUACAGGAUUGCAUUGUAAAUCAUGCAUUCUAGAAAGCAUGAUCAGUAUUCCUAGAAAGCAGCAUCACAUUUUGGGAACCAGUUUAUGUAGGGAAUAAUGAAAACAUUUUAAAUCCUUAAAAAAUAAAAGAAAGAAACUGCAUGGGAUUUUUCCAGCUCUGUAUAUAUGAUAUGAUCAAUAUAUAAUUAAAGUUCACACUUCCAUGAUAGACAUUAAGAAGUUAUGACAAUGCUUUAUCUCUGAUCUGCUAUGCAUUCAUAUUCUUUAUACAUCAUGAUUUAGAGAAAUGGUAAUUUUUGCUUUGCUAGCAAUAUCACUUCUUUAAGAGAUUUGAUAGAACAAUGAAGCUCUUCCAAAGGUUUUUCUCUCUCUCAGCAAACUCAACAUUAAAUCUUAGCAUUUAAAAUACUUUUAUUCAGUCCAACCCUUUGGCUACACAUCUCUUAUCCCUAGGAAAAUAUGAGGUCAAAAUAUAAAAGUCUCUGCUAUCCUGUGAUCAAACUCAUAGGGCUAAGAUUUGUGAAGUACAGACUUCCUGGAUUAAUGUGCAGGCCUGCCCAAUCAUAUGUAAAAUGGCGCUACACUUACAAAGCAAUGAUGUAGGGGCUGCAACCUCUGUCCACUGCUUCCCAUUGGCAUCCUGCAGCCUCUCCCCCAAGGUCAUUUUUUUAUCCAUUUUUUAAAAAAAUAGUAUUUAUUAAGGUUUUAAAUUUACAAAAAGGUCAUUUUUUUAUCCAGUCUGGUACUGACACUGGAAGUGAAUCUGGCUAGGGAGGGGCCAUAAAGGCAAGCAAUGAGCAAGAGCCCCUGACUAUCCACCCUUCCCCCCACAGACUUCAAAUUGCAUCUCUGCUGCCUGUUAAGCAUAAAACUAUGCUCUACAUGGGGCUCUCUUUUAAGGCAACUCAGAAACUGCAAUUAAUUCAGAAUGCGGCAGCUAGACUGGUGACUGGGAGUGGCCACCGAGAUCAUAUAACACCGGUCUUGAAAGACCUACAUUGGCUUCCAAUACGUUUCCAAGCACAAUUCAAAGUGUUGGUGCUGACCUUUAAAGCCGUAAACUGCCUCGGUCCUGUAUACCUAAAGGAGCAUCUCUGCCCCCAUCGUUCAGCCCGGACACUGAGAUCCAGCGCCGAGGGCCUUCUGGCAGUUCCCUCAUUGUGAGAAGUGAGGUUACAGGGAACCAGCGGAGGGCCUUCUUGGUAGUGGUGCCUGCCCUGUGGAACACCCUCCCAUCAGAUGUCAAGGAAAUAAGCAACUAUCUUACUUUUAGAAGACAUCUGAAGGCAGCCCUGUUUAGGGAAGUUUUUAAUGUUUAAUACUGUAUUGUGUUUUUAAUCAUUGGUUAGGACCCACCCAGAGUGGCUGGGAAAACCCAGCCAGAUGGACAGGGUAUAAAUAAAUUAUUAUUAUUAUUAUUAUUAUUAUUAUUAUUAUUAUUAUACUGGUAUAGAUCCAUGUUUAAAGACACAGAUCUGCUGCUGUCAUCUGUAGCUUGACCCAAAGCUAAUGCUCAGAUUUAGUCGUUAAAGAAACCAAGCACAUUUUUUUUAAAAAAACCCCACACAUAAGCCGCAUCCCAUUUACUCCUCUGUGUUCCUCACAAAGACACUAGAAGAGAACAUCAAUAUGCAUGUCAACAUGGCACAUCAAUUUGGCCUACAAUAGAAACUGAAUAGAAAACAAAAAAUGCAGCUGUGGUCCCCUGCCCACCCCUUCAUAAAUAAGACAAAUAUUUACAUAAAGUAAUUCAUCAUUUGUAAGAGAUACUGUACUAAAUUAUAAUUUAAACCUGGUGAUUUCCUUGAUUUUUGUUAUGUUCUUUUCAUUUUUGUGUUUAUUGAGCUUUGGCAGGAUGUUGUGGGGUGUUUUUUCUGCUUGUUUGUUUGUUUUCUUCCCUCCUCCAUCUUUUUGGCCAUGUUUUCCAUAGGAACUUGUUGCCAGAGCUAGGCAAAGUGGAGGUUUAUUUGGACUUUCUCUUAUGACAAAAAAAUAAAUAAAAAAUCAGCAUUGACCCUUUUAUGCCAACUGACUGACACUUUGAUAAAUUAACAGAAAUCAGAACAGUUUGUUCAGCUUUAUAUAUCCCUGUAACUUAGGAACGGUACAGACAAAAUGGCUGCCAGGUGGAGGCCAUAUUACUAUUUGCUGCCAUAGUGGUUUCAUACUGAGCAAGCUAUUUGUGGUCAAAAAGCAGAAAACUAGUGUUUCCUCUCCAUGUCAGUGAAAAUUUUGGGAGUGAAGAGUCUGUGGGAUGUUAGCAUCCAAAAUGCAUACGUAAAGGGUUAAUUGCAAGAGAUGUAGAACUCUGCGAUGUCAUAUGCCUGAGGCAGUUAUGGCAGUUAUUUCAGUUAUGGCAGUUAGUUUAAGAGUCUUAACAGUUAGAGCAGCAGGUAUGUUGUGUUAGGCUGUUGUCUGCCUCAGAGUUUCAGUCAGUCUGUAAAUGUUAGUCAGCCUUAGAUACAAAUCUAUGUAAGAUGUUUUAGCAACUUAAGUAUCACCUACCUGCAUUGUAUAUUUAAUCUGUAACAGCAAGUACAAAAAUUUAUAUGUUAUUUGAACUUCAAAACAGAGUGUCUUGCGUAAUUUUUAUAGGAAGGAAAAAGAGAACUAAUUAAAGGGCCAAACAACCCAGGGCUUUCUUCUGCAUACUCUGCAAACGGGAACUAAUUCCCACAUAGUAUGGGACAAAAUUCCUGAAUCUUUUGGAUAACUGCUGCAUACCAAUAUUAAACACAGAACAGCUACUUAAACUUGUGAUACAACUGCUCAGAUUUCAGUUCUAGAGGAUCACUGGUCCAUGUAGCUUAAUAUUGCUUGCACCAGAGGUAGCCAAACUGGUGGUCCCUCUACCACACAUGUAUAUUUUAACUCUGACCUGCCCCAGCUAGUCUAUGAUCAGGGAUGGUGGUGGUAGUAGAAGAAGAGGGCACUUCAUUGACUCCCAUGGUCAGCACUGACUAGCAAUGACCCUCCACGGUUUCCCAACCUGACUUGGGAGAUACCAGGAAAUGAACCUUAUACCUUCUUCACAGAAAGUAUUUUUCUACUUGCUUAGCCAUGACUGUUUCCUCAAAUAACAUGCUGCAAUAAGUCAGUUGCAACAAGCAACCAUUUUAAAGCUGUGCCUUCAUGCUAGUCAUUAUGUGUGUGUCUUCUGGUCCUGAGCAAUCUCACAGGUGAUAGAUUUUUAAAAAAAAACAAAAACAAAACACCUUGUGUUGAAGUGACACUCUCCUUAGGCAGACAAUUGCCAUACAGGCCCACUUUUUGUUGAUGUUAUUGUUUAGCAUCUUGCUUUAAAUUUGUGGCAGCAGCACCCACGGCAAAGGGGUUAGGAGAACCCGAGGCUGGCUGAAACAUGUUAGAUGCAAGUGGGUAUGAUCAGAGCACUAUACAGAAGCCACGAGGAAAAUAAACCACCAAAGAGUUAUGUGGCAGCUUGUGGUGCUUGUAGAGAAAAAGGACAAGGAUAAGCCGAUCUUGUUCCUAGCUUGUGACAGGGGUAGUAAUCGCAAGACAAGAUUGCUGUGUUUGUUCCUAUCUCUGAGGCUGACCUUGCUAAAGAAGUGCCUUAUCUUCCUGGGUCCUCAGCAGUUGUUGCAUUUGUGGUGAUGGAAGAGGAAGAGGAGUGUGUUCAUUGUGAGACAGAUGCUCACAUUUCAGUCUUACACAUACUAAAACGUUUGUUAAUAAAGAAGUCCUAAACCAGGAUAAUGAGUGAAUUCAAUAUAAAAUUACUUCAAUUCAGCUGGUUUUGAUUUGAACCCAUCCAAUGAACCAAACUCACAACUGGGUCCUGUUGCUGGUGAUAUGAGCCAAGUUUCCAAAAGGGCAAAUUGUUCCAUAGUGAAUCUAGAAAAUCCCUGGAGAUAGUUAUGGGGUUUAUCCAAUAGAUUGCAGCUGUAGAAGUAAAAAAUAUAACAACCCCAAAACAUUUCUGUGAAUUAAACAAAAGACUUUGGAUCUGAGUACAUAAAACCUUGAUGGAGACAAUACUGUAUACAAAAACUGCUGCCAAGAUUUUCAGCACAUAGACAUUCUCAGCUUAAAAGUUGUGGGUUUUGUGCACCACUCUUUUAAAAAAGAUCUGAAACUUUAACAGAAUACUAUUUCCUCACAAGUCAAGCUUGCAUCAUCCAACCCACAAGCUUCUUGAUCCUCCAAAGUCAACUUACUGUCUCUGAAAUGUUUUGGUUUUUUUAAUUCUACAGCUUUUCCAACACUAGAUAACAGCAGGAGUCUUAGAAACUUCUCAAAUUACAAGGGUAUAAGUUGCCUCAAAGUAAAAUAAAAUAAUCUAUUUUUAAUUUAUUUUCUGGUUCAUAUGCACAACAGUUGGCUGAUUUUGUUGGUCAUUUCUAGAAAAUAUUGUCUCCCUCGUACACUGAGAAAUGGCCUGUCCAGAUGCCCCUUAAAAAAAAUAAUCCUGAAUUUGGAAGAGGCUCACACUUUCUCCAAAAGGAAAGUGCUGAGAAAUAACUGGAGCUGUCAGUUUAGUUCAACUGUCAGUUCUCUAAAGAUUCCAGGGUUUAAAAUGUUGAAAGUGCCAGAUGCUAUUAUCUGUUAUUCGUGUUGUCAUUAUGUUCUGGUCUUUGCAGAAAUCAAUAUAAAUGUCCAUCUGCACAUUAAUGGAAUUUCAUUCAUUUAUUUUUGUCGUCCUGUGUGCACAUAGGAAUAUGCGCACUGGCAAGAACUCAACUUGAAACUAGUGGCGCUUCCCUGCCAUCCCCAGUAACCCCCCCCCCCAACACAUACACACAAAUACAGUCUGCAGUUUGGCAGACUGUUCUGGAAAUAAUGGGGAAGUUCAGCUUUUGUACACAUCCCCCCCACCUUUGUAAAAAAAAAAGAGCUCUUAACUGGAAGUAAGCUUGUUAUCAGUGGUACCUUAUUUCUCUGAAUCAACUGACCAUUUCACAGUAGUCGGCACUUGUGAUGCACAUGAAUGGCCUCUCAUGUUUCUCCUUCCUAUUUAUUGUUUGAAUAUUUGUGACCUGCACUUUCAUAGAAUCCUAUAAUUGUAGAGUUGGAAGGUACCUAAGGAUCAUCUAGUCCAACCCCCUGCAAUGCAGCUGUCCCAUACACAGAUUGAACCUGCAACCUUGGCAUUCAUGCAAUAUAUUAAGGUGGCUUACAGCAUGCAAUACAGCAUGCUUACAGCAUGCAAUGCAAUAAAAGCAAUCAAUCUAGGUAAAACAUAAUUAAAACAGCAAUAAAGCAGCAAUAGAUAAUGGCUGGUUAAAAAUUAAAAGAAAAUGUGAGGGCCUACCUUAAAAAGCACAGCUUUUAAGAGUUGUCUGAAAGAAAGCAGGGGCAGUUCUUGCUGAAGCUGCACAGGUCGUGAGUUCCACAGGACAGGGCUUGCUAUGCUAAAGCCUUGGUUCCUAGUGAAGGCAACUGAACCCUAGGGGCUGAAGCAGGGUCAGCCGAAGACAUUUUGGUACCUGCAGCGAAUCACAAUAUGGUGGGGGCCCCUCCCUACCAGGGAAGAAGAUAUGAAUGAAGAUAAGGAUCUGCUGCCAUCUCACCUUGCCUUGUGGGUGGCUAGUCUUGGGCUAGGUAAACCCCCAGAAGGGCUCCAUCAGAGAUAUUAUCAGCAGAAGAAUUAGGGGAGCAUUUUCACCAAACUUCUCUAAGGACAGGAGAAAUUCUCAAACCGUUUCUUAGGGCUGAGGCUUUCCAUUAGCAGUGGCCAUAGGCUGGCACCUUAACUCCUCCCACCCAAAGUCUUUGUUUUUGUCUUGCUGGUGUUAAAAGCAGCAGCUGCUAUGUUGGCAGCGUGGGCACCAUUUUUCACCCUGCUCAGAUGGGAAUGGUGGCCAUUGCACAAACAAAAGAUGGAGCAUGUUGUGAUAACAUUCUAAAUAGUUAUCUAAAUUCCCCUUUUAUCCUAGGGGAAAAGGGGGGGGGACUCAGAAUUGUACUCAGAAAUAGGUCUUCUGAAAAAUUUUGGUUCAGCUCUAGCUACCAGUAUUGUGUUGAAGAUAGAAGCACCUCAUUCUUUUCUGUUAUUUCAGAAAGAUCCUGCGAGCUGUCCUGAAAGCCUGGAUGAAAAAAGAUACUCAGAUGUCUCAGUUCCUAGUCCAAAAUCUAAGCUCCAUUCAAGAGAUCUCAAAAAGGAACUGAUCACGUGAGUCACAAAACAUUCCUUUCCAUCUUGUUAUCUAUGGGCUUGAGAACUCCACACACUGCUGAUUUGCCCAAGGUGAAAAAAUGCUGGACCUCGUCCCUAAUAUACACUGCAGAAUAUUGGGUGCCAUUACAUCUUCCUUUUUAGCGCUGGACUUUAAAUCUCUGGGUAGAUUUGGGGCAAUAGUCUCCUUUGCUUUUGGCUCAUGCCACAUAGCAAGUAUGAAAACUUCAGGGAAAUGAUCACUUCAUAAACAGGUCGUCUAUAUCCUGCAUGUAUUUUUCCGUGUAGAAGACUAGGUUUUUUUCCUUUAAAAUAAUGUCAAAAAUUAGGGGGCGUCUUAUACUCUGAGCCGUCUCCCACCAUUUUCUUAAAUCUGAAUCCCCCAAAAUAGGGGGUGUCUUAUACAUGGGGGCAUCUUAUAGAUGGAAAAUACAGUAGUUUCUGUUUGCUGUACCUGAAAUCAAUCUACAGGCAGGCCUGUUUGAAUGCUACAAUUCUGUGGGAACACAAAACAACAACAGAAUGUGUUCAUUGCAAAAAAAUUAACUUUGCCCAAGAAGAGCUUGGCUUCUAAUAGAGCAGUUGUUGAUAUGUAAUAGAGCAGUUCCUAAUCAGUCAGUUUCAUAUGAUCAAUGUAUCAUUAAUAGUUGAUAUUCUUUAUUUUUCUCUGGCAGCAUUCACAAGACGGUUUAUUCCGUUUUACACUUGAUCUUAGCCAAAAGGCUGAGAAGCGUUUCCGUUUUCACAAUGUUUUCCUAACUAUUAAUUUCCACAUUAUAUUUCAGUUUCCACAUGAUAUAUAAGCCACUUCUAGAAUAUAGUGAGAUAUAGCACAAGUUUAUCACUCAUUUCCACGUUAUUUGCCAACGGGUUUUUUUCUGGAAGCAAAUAACACAGAAAUGAGCACUAAGCUUGUGCUAUGUUCCACUAUAGUUCCAGAGCUGGCUUUUACACCAUGUGAAAGCCCAAACAUAAUGCAGAACUUAAUAGAUAGGAAGAAGUUGUGAAAAUGGAAUAAACAGCCACAUGAAUGCAGCCUCUAUCUCUGUUUUCUAUAAUUUCAUUUAUUCAUCACCAAAUACUUUGAUAUCAAUUCUAUGUCUGACGUUUGCCUUAUGGAUUUAGAAGCCCUCCUCCAGAUAUUACUGUUCCCAUGGGCCAAAUCUUCUUUGACACAGCAUGCCUCAAUCUAAAUCUAAAGACUGCUCACCAUAUUGUAUCCACACUUAUGUGUUAGCUUUGCCUUUUUUAAGAACACAAAUGUUGAUGAAGCUAGCAGAAGGAAAAGCAAUCAUUUCCCCAGUGACACUUUAUUUUUAUUUUUUACUAUUUAUUAAAUUUCUAUUUAAAGAUCUGUUGCUGUGUGACAUUAAUUCCAGGGAUCCACACAGCCAUUUACUACCUUAAUAACUGAACAUAAUUUCUUCUCUCUAUAGUUACAAUAACUCCAAGCCUUGUAUGGGAUUUUAAAACAUCCGUAAUACUUGCUCUGCAUGCUGAUGUGUACCCAAAAUGUGCUUGGCUACACAAUUUAAUUCAUAAACACUUAAGACUCGCCAUUUAAAGAUUCUAAAGGUAACACUGAGGGCAGAGGACAUUUACUAAAUAUUCACCGGCAGAAUAGGUAGUUUAGUGAGCAAUACAAAUGGCUCCAUCAUGAGGAAGCACCUAUAAUGACAAUAGCAAUUGUAAAGAAAAAUUCUACCUCUGAGGCUCAAUUAUAAUGAACUUUCUUCAUUAUAAAUAUAGAUUACAUAUUUUUUAAUAUUAAUGGUCUCUCUGGUGAUUAUAUUUAUACCAAAGCAGCUGUAUGACACAGAAUGGAAUAAGUUGUCUAAAUGAUACACUAGUUCUUUAAAAAAAAUAUGGUGCAUUCUAUGCCUGUUUUUAAAAUAUUACUUUGUGGUCCGUGCAUCAACAGUGUUUUGGGAGGAUUAACUAAGAGAAUAAUUUUGCUUCUGAAGAAAUAAAAAAGGAAUAGCUGAGACCAAAAUGCAGUCUCUGGAUUUUUCAAAGUAAUUGGGAUGGGGGGCUAACGAUUAACCUGUAGAAAAUUGGAAUAGGUGAGCCCUUUUCAGAAAAGGGCAGUUUCUCAUAUUGUAGGGCCCUCAAGUUCAUGAUUGUUAGUCCUUACAGUGUCUUGGUGAACUUGGGCCACCUAAAUCACGAGAUCACAUCAGCUUUUAAUAUCACAUAUAUUGUGAAUAUAUAGCAAGGGAUGUGAAUCCAGAUCCAUACACAACCUUUUUUAAAAACAUUAAAUUGAACUUUCCCCCCUGAAAAAAAAAUGCCUGUGGUGAAUUAAGAGUCUAUGGGCACCCAAUGCUGAACUAGUAUAGUGUUUUUACAAGAAUAUGAAAGUUACAGCAUCCAUGCCUUCUGAGAAUUUUCAGCUCAGCUUUGAACUCAUCUUCGCUGUCAUAAUAUGAUUGAUGUGAUAAGAAAAAGGUACUAUUAUGAAGUGUAUCAUUUCAGACAAAUGUAAGGAUCAUCUUCCCAUGCCUCUCCACAUUAUUGUGUAUCACUUAAGACAGCAUUUGGGCAUGGAAGCAGUACAUAAAUGAAUGAAUCGUAACACACUUGGAGAAAUAUUAGCACAAAUUAGGAAAUGUAGUGUGGAAACCCAUUGGAUGGUACUUGGCUAAAUUUUACACAGAGUAGACAUACUGAAAUGAAUAGCCCUAACUUCCUCAUGUUCAUUAAUUUCAGCGGGUCUACUCUGAGUAAAAUUUAUUUGACUAUCACCUAAGUUCAUUUUUUUUUUGUUUGCAAUGGCAUGAAGAAAAAUUGAUGCAAUCACAGAAAGGCCUGAGGGUAUCUCUCACUUACACUAAUAUUUCUUGGCACAGUAGGGCACCGUAUAUAUAUCUAUGGAUAUGUAAUAGAAGGGUGUUCCCAUUCAUGUGGGAAACAAUUCUCCAUCUUUGUAUGUUUAUCACACAGUUCAAUAAGAGAGAUGUACAACAACUGUAUGUGUACCUGCAUUUCCAUUUUAUUUCCUUAGGUGUCCAACACCAGGAUGUGAUGGCAGUGGUCAUGUGACAGGGAACUAUGCAUCGCACCGCAGGUAAAAAGUGAGAGCAAUUAAUAACAAAAUGAAGGCAUGACGUUGUGGACUUUUUACUUACAAACCUGUUCCCAUAAAAACACCCCGAGCAUUUUAGCAAUAAAAACAUAUAAAAACACAGAGCUGAAAUCCAGUACAGAUGCAGAUGGGGAUAAAAAUCUCCAUUUAAAAGGAAGGUCUCCAAUAAGUACCAAAAAUAUAACAGAGGCAGAGCUUGUUGGAUAUGUAACAGGAGAGUGUUCCAAAGGGUAAAUGCUACUAAAGGCCCAGUAGCACAUUGUGCUAAAUGGAGCUCCCUAUGCAAUGGUUUCUGUGAUGACCAAGGUCCAGCUUACAAACAAGUCCCUGUAGCAGUUGAAAUGCAUCAUCUGAGCAAGAAGGAGCUCUGUGGCCUAUGAGGGAUACACAGCUGUAUCAUCUACUACACUCUUCCUUCACAUCCCUAUGGGGAUGAAGGAAACUAAGAAGGGAUUUGUUUACAAGCGGUUGCUCUGUGAUCUUUUUUUUUUAAUUUAAUGGUUAAAUAGUUUUAGUGCAAUCUUUUAAUUUUUGCUGAGGUAUAUUCAAGGAAGCCUAUUUCAUUUUGUUUUUUCCCCUAGUGUUUCUGGCUGCCCGUUGGCUGACAAGACCUUAAAAUCCUUGAUGGCUGCCAACUCUCAAGAGCUUAAGUGAGUAUUAGUAUCAAAGGAGAGGGAGGGGUUUAUUGCUGUUCUCUUCCUACAUAUUUUACUUACUUCAAAACCCAGUCUGCUUGUUCAGCAACAGGAACCAGUACAGCUGCGGAGCAGAUGUUUGCUCAGCCUUUGGGGUAACAACUCCAGCUUCCUGUAGAAUGCACUAGUCCAGCUCUUGCUCCAGUGCUAGGUUUUGGUCAUGGACACAUGAUAUGGUGUCUUGGAUAUGGUGGCAAAGGGUGACAGGUAGCCAGGCAAGGGAAUAAACCUGGAUAGUUGCAAAUGCUCUCAAAGCAGGCCUAAAGACAUCUGUCUCCCUAUUGUCCAGAGACUGCAUGAUUAUUAACUCACUUCUGAAUUAAUUGCAAACAGGAAAACUCCACACUUCAAUAUUUUGUUACAGGUCUCAUAGUUAACUGUUUUUCCACAUGUGACAGCCAUGUCCAAAAGAGGGAUACUAACAGGCUUGGGGAAACUCCAGGGUUUGCAGAAGUGCAGAAAAGAUUCGGGAAAAUACUUUACUGUGGGACCCCAAAAGCAUAACUUGAAUAGAAACACUCUGCAGUGGAAUAUUUUGUUGCAGAUCCCACUUGUCAGUGUCUAACUUCUACACCUCUGCCAUUCUGCCCCAUACCUGUCCAGUUUGUCCCCUUUCACUCAUGCAGUCCUGCCAGUGUAAGAGGUAUAGCUAUAGUAAUAGCACCUCCCACAGGGACAAGGUUGUUGGGUUUGCACCAACAGGGAGUUGAACUGCCCUGGCUAAGGGAAUUUGGGAGCAGUCUUAUCCCGCCCAGCAGGUGUAAAUCAGAGGAAGGGGAGAGAAUCUUACUGUUUGUCAGGUCUUGAAGUAGAUGUGUCUAAAUGUUGGGAAAGAAAAUGUUAUUCUCAUAUUUUGAAAGCCAGCUGGAAAUACCAAGUCUUGCAAGAUGGCUGGAUCUCACAAAAUAUGCAGUCUGGUUUUUCAGAUCAAAGUACUUGGGCUAAGCUUUAAAAUGUGAGUGUUUAUCCAAACCAAGCCUGCAAAUCUUUCCUUUUUAUCCUUUGCCACUAGACAUACCCCUCUGCAUGUGGUUGAGGCAGGCAUUAAAUCAGAUGAGUCCAUAUACUGCAGAGAAAAGUCACAAACAAAAGAGUGGCUGUGGAGGUUCUUAAGGAGGCCUGAGCAAUCUGGGCAUCUGGCCUUAUUAUUGAAGAGGAAGGUUGGCAGGCAGUCACCCAGUUAUCAUUGGGAGCGUUUUGGCUGAUGAAGAUGCUUGGAUAAAGUCUGGCGAAGGCUUCCAAGAAUGCUUGACAGAAUCCUGUGCUCGUGUAGUGCAGCUUGAAAAAGUGCAACAAAUACAGAGCUGGUUACUAAUUUGUUGUGAGGAAUGCAGACAUCUUUCCCAAGGGCAGCAUUUCUGUUUGAGAGUUAAUCCCGCAUUCCCACUGUAGCAUCUUGAUGAAAUGUAACUGUCUUCAAAACUGGUGCAUUGGUUGCAAUAGUGAGCACUGUGCAUAACGUCAUUGGGCCAUUGGAACCUGUGGGCUACCGCCUAUGCAAUUGCUAGGAACAUAUGAACCUGCCUUCUACUGAGUCGGUCCAUCUAGCUCAGUAUCGCCUGCACUGAUGAGCAGUGGCUCUCCAGGAUUUCAGACAUGAUUAUCUCCCAUCCCUAUCUAGAGGUUUCAGGAAUUAAGUCUAUGACAUUCUACAUGCAAAACAGUUGCUCUACUGCUGAGCUGUGGCCCUUCACCUCAACUCUUGCUGAUGAGCAACACACUCUUGCCACCACUACUGCCAGGAUUGUCCCUUCGUUCAAGAAGCAGUGCUGGAAAUUGUUGUAUGCUAUUAACAACCACUUCAUUUUAUGCUUCCAGCUGCGUUCUGCCCCACUCUUUGGUUUGGUGAGGUGGCAACAAUAAGUGCAGAGUAAGAGGUUUGACGGGGAUGUGGGUGGCACUGUGGGUUAAACCACAGAGCCUAGGACUUGCCGAUCAGAAGGUUGGCGGUUUGAAUCCCCGUGACGGGGUGAGCUCCUGUUGCUUGGUCCCUGCUCCUGCCAACCUAGCAGUUCGAAAGCAUGUCAAAGUGCAAGUAGAUAAAUAGGUACCGCUCUGGCGGGAAGGUAAACGGCGUUUCCGUGCGCUGCUCUGGUUCGCCAGAAGCGGCUUAGUCAUGCUGGCCACAUGACCCGGAAGCUGUACGCCGGUCCCCUCGGCCAAUAAAGCGAGAUGAGCACCGCAACCCCAGAGUCAGCCACAACUGGACCAAAUGGUCAGGGGUCCCUUUACCUUUAAGAGGUCUGACAGGAAGCACUUCCUCCCUUCCCUCACCCCUCUGGCUCUGGCAUUGAGAAUGCUGGAAUAUUAGUGUCUCAGCUGCCAGGAAAACUGGACAUGUCAUUUUCCUAGGAUACCUGAGCCCUUACAAUGCCAUAUGGGGAUUCUUCCCUGGUUCAGAUUGCAAUCAGAGAAAUGACACUGAGUUUUGAAUAUAGGCAACUAUUCCUAACAUGCUAAAUUUGUAUUCUGAACCAGGUUAAUAAAACUUCCAGCAACAUUGCUAUUCUCCUUUUGUACAACCACUGCAAGCCUCUUUGAGACACUACUGAGUAUAUUCUAUAUGAGGUCACUAAGAUGUUCCCAUCACACCUGUAUUGCACAUGUAUUAUAAGUUCCCCUAUGGAGAGCCAGGACUAAUGGCAUGAAUAACUCCACUGCACAGUAUUAACAAAAGAAAUACAAAAUGCUGUUGAGCCAAACUAUAAAAUCCCUAUUUCUAGGAGAAAGAGAAACAAAUGUUGUGUGUAAUGGUUAUACAGGGGGUUAUAUUUCUUUAACAAUUAAUCCAGUGCAUAUAUUUGAGCUUGACCAUAUAUAUUUUCAGAUUUGAAAUGCACUGAUUCUAACAAAUCAAAAAAUUGUUUUCUUCUUCCCCUUCCCAGAAAUCUAAAUAACUGAGUGGGGAAAUUGUGAGGUUUAUAUCAGUGGCUGAAUUUUCAUGUACAACACAGCCCUUGAACACCCCAAAAUAGUUGCUUUCCUUAGGUACCCUUUCUUAUUUUUCCAGUUGCACAUGGUCAUGUCAAACCAGGAUUGUGGGAAAUUCCAAUGCAAAAAUCUCCUAAAUUAGGUAUUUUAUGAAAUGUCAAGGGUCAUCUUCUUCUCUGCACUUUGCUUUAUAGAUGUCCAACUCCAGGAUGUGAUGGGUCUGGUCAUGUCACUGGAAACUAUGCCUCACACAGAAGGUAAGAAUCUUCUGCUUAUUUUUUUUGGGGGGGGGGGAGGGAGCUUUGGCACUGCAGAUUUUGCAGGACUACAACUUCCAUCACCCCGACCACUGGCUAUUCUGGCUGCAGCUGGUGUGAGUUGGAGUCCAAAGUUUGGAGGGCCACAGGAUCAUCACCCCUGAAUCAUCCAGAAGCAAAAGCCUGGGAAAUAUAUAUUGCUCUGCUCUGUGUACUUUCAGCUUGUCUGGUUGUCCCCGAGCCAGGAAAGGUGGUCUCAAAGUGACUCCUACCAAGGAAGAAAAAGAAGACCCUGAACUUAAGUAAGUGGAGUGGCCAAGGCUUGUCAUUUAUGCCUCACUGUUCAGUUGGAUACAUCACAGGAAGAUUGGUCUCAGAUUCACUAACUUAUAUCCUCUCCUAACAAUAAAUCCAAACAAAACCUCCAAAGGAUGGUUUUAUGGUUCAGGUGCUGUUGUGCUGUCCUUGAAGUAAACCAGAUGGCACAGCUCUGGAAAAGUCCCAGGCCUUAAGAAACAAAGGAGGAGCAUAGUCUCUGGGUUUAUCUGGCUCAUCCCCCAGCCCAGAUGAGCCAAACUUUAGGCAGAGUCCCUUUUUAGACACUCUUCUGAGCCCUUAUGACCAGUAACCUCACCCUUCUGCCAGUCCUGUACACCCACAUGUAGGGAAGGCUUAUAGAUCAUACAUUAUUUCCCCUAUCAGUUCACUGGCUGAUGCUUACAGGGGCUGACAAUUGUCUGCAUCUGGAGCCUCUGCACGUGAAGAUUUGACCUCCUUACUUCGUUAUUAAAAAUAUAUAUAUAGCAAGAUAGCAUAUGGCAGGACAGGCAAUAAAAUAGAAAACAUAAUAAGAAGAGUGCAAAAUGAUCAUUAAAAUGAUCGACUGAUCAAAACAUCUAAACAGUUGCAUAGGCCUGCCUACAUAAAAAGGUCUUUCAGAGAUGCCCGAAAAUCAAAAGUGAGUAUACCUGCUGAAAAAGUGAUCCACAGCAUGGGACUCAUGACACUAUGGCAGAUCACUAAUGGAAGCUAGUCGGGCCUCCUUCAUAUUUAAAGCCACCAUAUUUAAAGUAUUUCACAGUGCAAUCCUUUGCAUACACUCAAGUCCAUUGAGUUCAAUAACGGUGUAUUGGACUGUAUUUUUUAAAGUGGUCUUCAUAUGGCAGCCCUAAUGUAUAGACAGCUUGGAAGCAGCAGCCUGUGGGCCAAUCUUGGCUCACCAAGGAGUCUAGUUUGGCUUGCUUGGCCAUUUCCCUCAAACCGUGCCUUUUACUUGUUUCCUUUUUCUUUUAAAUAUAUUUCCCUUGUUCCUUCAAAUUAAAAAAAAACUUUCCAGAGCAGCUUGCAAAAAACCCCCACACUAUUUAAUAGUGCAUAUAAAUAAAAUCAAUCAAUGACUCUUAAAACAAGAGUAAAAUACAGUAGCCUAAAAUUCAGUAAUCCAGCAUCAAAUAAGGCAUUUGGUCAUUAGAAACCCUUCUAAGAACAUAAAAAGAUGCUGUUGGAUCAGCCCAAUGACCCAUCUAGUCCAGCAUCUCACAGUGGCCAACCAGAUGCCUACAGGAAACCUCCAAGAAGGACCCAAGCACAUUGAAACCUUGCUAUUAGUACGUUCAUAUUAUAACAAAGUAGGCUUUACUUUAUUUACGGGGAGGAAAUCUUUCUUGAGGUGUUGUCGCUGGUACAUGGACAUUUCCCCCCUCUGCCUCUUGGUUUUUCCUUUUCUUUUUCCUAAAAAUAACAUCAGUUUUGCUGUGCUUCUGUAGAUGUCCGGUGCUAGGCUGUGAUGGCCAAGGUCACAUAUCAGGUAAAUACACUUCUCAUCGCACUGCUUCGGGUUGUCCUAUGGCUGCCAAGAGACAGAAGGAGAGUCCUCUCAAUGGGUCUUCGCUGCCCUGGAGACUGAACAAGCAGGAGCUGCCACACUGUCCUUUGCCAGGCUGCAACGGGCUGGGUCAUGUUAAUAACGUUUUUGUCACCCAUAGAAGGUAUCACUUUGUAUCUUUACUUUUUUUUAACUCGACAAAUACCUACAAUGUAUUGCAAUUGUGUGAAUUUAACAAAUGAAGCUGUUGAACUGAUAGGAAAAAUCUUGUUAGGAUUUUGCAUAAGUCCCUGAAUUAACCCCAACUCGUUUCCUAGAGAUGUCCAGGAUUUUUUGAGAUGUCUUUGGUUUUAUUUUAGCUGUCUAAACAUUCACAUAUCAGCCUAGAAUAGGUGAGAAAUCUGCAAAUGCAAUUUACUGCUUAGCCUUAAAAGCUCUUUUUAAAAGGCAAGGUAUUUUUAGCAGCAUAUUACUGAACUCUUCUUUUCAUGUACAUUUCGAAGUUGACUCUGAGUUGCAAGCUUUUUAGACUUUUAAGACUACAAUCCUAAAUUCACUUAUCUGAGAAUGCAAAUAUAAUUUAUUGCUUUAAAGUCCUGUUUAAAAUGCAAAGUAUUUUUAGUAGCAAAUUACUGAGCUGUUAUGUUCAUUUGCGUAUCUAAGCUGACCCCAGGAGUUGUAAAUUUGGUGAUGUUCAACUAAGUAUUACUCCAAGUAGACCAACAGAGAUUAGUAGACCUAGCUUGGUCAUGUUAAUUCAUUCCAGUGGGUCUACUCUUGAGUUGAAUUUAGUUAAAUACCAGUCACAGAUUUUAAUAGAACAAUCCUAUACACAUUUACCUUGGAAUAAGCCCUCUUGAAUCCCAUGGAAUUUAUGUCUGAGUAGACAUGUAUAGGAAUGUGCUGUAAUUGGUCCAGGAUUUUACACUGCUGCCUCUAGUUGCAGAUAGCGUGACAGAGGUAGAGGGCAAGGCAGCAGGGUAUUCAGCAUGGUGCAAAUGCAGUUGCAGAGCCAAUCCAGCACUCCUGCAGUGUGUUUGUGCCACAUUUGACCUCAUCACUGCUUUGCUUCUCCUUCCCAGUAGAGAGCACUGACUUACCACCGCUGCACCAUUAUGUACUAUUUUCCAGAAGGUGUGUUUAAGCUUCUGCUUUGGUAGCAGCCACCAUCAAAGAUGACCCACUACAUAGUUCAAAUGGGGCCAUGUCAGGAGCUGCACUGAGGACAAUUUGCCUAUUUGUUGUCUUUGAGAGAUUUUAGUAACUACACAACCAGUUCGGUCAUUGGCAAUAUUCUGCACCCAGUAACACUGUAGUAGCAAUAUAGGAUUGCAGCUUAUAUGCAGCACAAUAAAAUGGGCUUGUACUGCCAAGGCCCUAAAAGCUGAGAUACAGCAAUCAAAAAUGUGUUUCAAUUUUCAAAUAGGUCCCCUUUCCUACUCUUUUCAGUUUGUCUGGAUGCCCUCUGAAUGCACAAGCCUUAAAAAAGGGCAAAAUAUCUGAAGAACUGAUGACCAUCAAAUUGAAAGCAAGUGGAGGUAAGAAGAUAACAAAAGCAGUACAUAUAUGACACUGGAAUCUGGGAGUAAGGAAAUGAGUCUGUCUUUGCCCAGGACUGUCUUCUCUGGCCAGCAGCAGCUCUUUAGAGUCUUAGAAAAAGUCUCUUGCCAUCCAGCUACCAGAUAUUCUUUCACAGAAGAUGCUGUAUACUGAAAGCAGGACCUUCUGCAAACACAGAUCUACAGCCCCUCUGCUGCCUGCCUCAUGAAGACACAUAAUUGGAUUAAUUAAUUUAAUGUUUGGUUUACUUAAAAAUAUAUAUAAUUACAUUGUGCCUUUCAUUUGAACAUUUUAAUUAAAAGUACUUCGUACUGCCUCACAAUGAACAGGACACAGGUGGAGAUGGACAAAUUUGCCUAUAUCCGUGUCUCAUCUUUCCAAUCAUCAGUUCAGUCCACCAGAUUUCCACUUCAAAUUUGCAAGCAUAACAAUAAAAACCAACAACAAUUUUAAUCAUAAAAAUAGGCCUCACCAAAAUUCAUCAGCACUUUGAUAUGUGCUUCUCCCAAUAUGCACUUUUUUCAAGCAAUUUCUCUUAACAUAUUUCUGUACGUGUGCAUUUUUAUGCACAUGCUGUGGUUGGGGAGCUGCACAACAAAAUUUGGGAAGGUGCAAAUUUGGAGGGAUCGCUGCUUUUCAGUGUGCUCAUUGGUUCAGAAACUGCAAAAUAAGAGGAUCUGCAUUGACAUGUAAUCCAAAUUUCUCCCUCAUCCUGAGCUAUGGCGACCUGCACUCUGUUCCCAGGGUUGCCCUUCAACAAAUAUCGGUACUGGUACAGGCGGGCCACUUUCAGCCACUUGAAGGCCUAUUGAGCUCCAUCAGUGCAAAGGGAAAAUUUCAUGGCUGCUUCUCUGCCCCUGACAUGCCAUAAUGGAAGCUUUGACACUGACCCCGUUAAGUGUAGAAUUAAAUUGCAAAUGUGCAAUUUUGAUUCCAGAGACCAGGUUAACUGAAGAGGCUUGUUCUAUAACAUACCAUUACACAGGGGUUAGCAUUUGCCCAUCUCUUCAGUCAGGUGUGAUUUUACACUUGACUUGGCUCAUUCUUGUGCAGGUUUAGAGAAUGAGGAGGAAAUCAGACAUUUGGAUGAAGAAAUAAAAGAACUGAAUGAAUCCAACCUUAAAAUUGAAGCUGACAUGAUGAAACUUCAGACACAGGUAAGGAAGAAAGUCUCUGAUUGAGCCCUUAAAAACAAACAUCAAAAACUCCUACUAUUCUCUGGCAUUGCAAUGAUGGUGAACUCUACUGCACAGAAGCGUAGAGUGGGUUGCCAGCCUGGUUCACAUGAAGAAGCCGUUUUCAACAGAGCCCAGUAACAGAAGCACAUGGCUGUAUUGAGGUGUUGAAAAUGUGCACCCGCUAACAAUCUUAUACCUGGGGCAACUACCCCUGUGCUCCCCUAUGCUAUGCCACUGCUACUGCAUGUUGACCAUUGAGAAUUUUGUUUGCAAGCUGUUGUUAACAUAUACUAUGUUUCCCAUAGCUGCACCCAUGGAUCAAGCACUGUAGCAGCAUGCAAACUGGGCAGAGUUGCAUGGAAAUCAUAGCAACUUUCUAGCUCAUUAUUGUGGCCCGUGAAACCUAAGCAACAUGGCCCAAUUUUCUUUUUGGAGGCUUUGCCUUUGCCUUCUUCUACCUUGACCCAUAUAUGGUCCAUUUCUCUGGUUCAGCAAGGGUUUCAUUGGAGCUUUAAAGGCGUUGUUGCUUCAUCUGUCUAGCUUCACCUACUGUUGGUCUCCCUGCCUUCCACCCACUGGUUCAAAGUCAUGGUCUCAUAGAAUGCCUGGGUUCAAACCUUUGCUUUUAAUUUUUUCAGAUCAUUCUAGUUUACUGCCAUACAGCCUCAGCUCAAAAAGGAUUUUGUUGAGCUUGGAAAGGUUCAGAAAGGGGCAACCAAAAUGAUCAAGGGCCUGGAGCCGCUCCCUAUGAAGCAAGGUUGCAGAGUUGGGACAUUUUAGUUUAGAGAAAAGGCGAGUAAGAGGCGACUUGUAGAAGUUUGUAAAAUUAUGCAUGGCAUGGAGAAAGUGGCAGGAGAAAAGGGGGUUCCUCCCCUCUCUUAUAACACUAGAACUCAGACUUCCAAUGAAGCUGAAUGUUGGAAGAUCUAGGAUAGACAAAAGGAAGUAUUUCUUCAUAUAGCACAUAAUCAAACAAUAGAACCCGCUCCCACAGGAAUCAGUGAUGGAUACCAACUUGGAUGGUUUUAAAAAAGGAUUUGACAAAUUCACAGUUGGAGGCAGCAAUGCUUCUGAAUACCAGGCGCUGGAAACCACAUUGGGGACAGAGCUCUUGUGCUUGAAACCUGCUUGUGGGUUUUCCCCAGGCACCUGGCUAGCCACUGGGAGAAGAGGAUAUUAGACUAGAUUUGCCAUUGGCCUGACCCAGCAGGCUUUUUUAUGUUCCUACUGAAAGCCAAAUUUGUUGUUGCUUAAGCAGUUGUUUAACUGAAUCUACAGCCCAUUUUGGGGGGAAAAAUCAUGCUGUUAUGGAAAGCUAAUGAUUUGCUCAAUUAAAUUUCCACAAAUAUAUAUAUAUAUAUAUUAUGGCAAAUUUUCCACUUUUAAAAAUGCAUCAUUUCAUCAAAUUAGUCUAAUGAAUGAGCACAAUGUAAGUAAAAUUGGGCAACUGGAAUGGAAAAAAAUACCAGCUAAAUCUAAAAUUCAAAUUUUAAUUUACUUUUUCCAACGAUAUGUGUUUGUGUGUAUAUACACAGCUCCUCAGGCAUGCUAAAAAUCAGAGAUGGUAUUCAACUAAGUCUUACUCAGAUUAGAUCCAUUGAAAUGAAUGGACCUAACUUAGCUAUGUCCAUUUAUUUCAAUUAGUCUACUCUGAGUUGGGAUGAGCUGGGUAUGUUAACUGUUUUCAGUGCAUUCAUUUUUCCUCCUUGAAAUAUAAAUAGUAUACUGAAGUGUAUGUUAUGAGAGUUGUCACAUCUGAAAAUAUUUAAGUAUUUCUAUCAAAUGAGGAAACAGGACAGAAAAGAUUGAAUAGAGCCAUCCCUAUAUGACACAGUAUCUAUCUAAAAAUGUCUCAGGCCACAUCCAAGCCAUACAUUGAAAGCAUUAUUGGACCAUUUCCAAUAGUCACCCUCCCUCCAAAAUCCUGGGGAUUGUAGUUUGUUAAGGUGUUAAGACUUGUUAGGAGACCCCUAUUCCCCUCACAGAGCUAAAAUUUCCAGUGGUUUAACAACCAAUCCCUCUUCCCAGGGAACUGGGAAUUACAGCUUUGUGAGGGGAUAGAAGUCUCCUAACAAUUUGCAGUACCCUGAAGAAACUACAGUUGCCAGACUUUUUUUUGGGGGGGGAGGCAUGACUGUUUAAAGUGGUAUUAUAGAGUUUAAAAUUAUGGUCUCAGCCCCAAGCUCAAUUUUUCACUCAGCUUCAUAAUAAUAUAUAUAAUGCCUGGCCUAUGUUACAAUGAAUUGUUGCAAAGUGAGCUCCUUCAUUUCCUAUUCUACUUUUUUAUUUUUUAGCUUUUAUACUCUGUCCUGUCUCCAAACUUGCCCACUCUACAGCAUAACCUUGCCCUGGAAAGUAGCUCAAAAGCCAAUUCCAGGGUUGCUGCUAUUGUAUGAGUCAGCAGCAAUGCUGUAAGAAAAAGGCAGCAAUGUAAAUAGCAGCUUGCUUGCUCCCUACCUACCCCAGUCCCUAAGGGCAAAACUCUUCAUUUUAAAUCAGACACUCCUCCUGAGUUGUCAGCUCAAGGCCUGCAGUCUUUCGUCCAUUUCUGAACACGCUUCCCACAAACAAUGCUCUUUUCAUCCAGCAGGGUCACUGUCUAGAGCAUCAUUUAAACAUAUUCCACUUCUGAAAGAACAGCAGAAUUCACUGACUUAGAAAUAAAAUGGCUCGCCCCAAUUAGGAGUGCCUUUUGACAUUGAUGUGCAUGGAACGGAAAGGACUUGAGCUUCACUUCUGCAUAGGCAACUUCCAUUGCCCUGGGCGAUCACUUCUGAUAGCUGCAUUUUAGGCCAAGAACCCUAAUGUUCGCAGUAACCAGAACUGAAUGCAGGAAUACAAAAGAGAGAAAACUUUGCAAAGAGCCUGAUCUCCCGGAAAAAUAAAUUAUGUGCGUUGGCCCAAUGCAUUUUGCGGGAGCAGGGAAUUUUCCUUCUUCAGGGACAAUAUCAAUCACACACAAAAACACAGAAUUGUACAUUUAAAAGAACCCAUCUAUAUGAAAAUGUUUUACAGAUGUUGUAAGUUGGGGUAUGCAUACAGGAACACAAGUUUUCAUAAUGUAUUUUCGGUGGUCACCAGGGACUUUUGGCUGGUUCUGUUGGGUAUGGGUUAUCUUUGUUUCUAGAUUGUAUAUGAUGAUUCUGAAAAAUAAUACUAAUAAAAAUAAAAAAUAAAAAGAAGAACCCACUUACAUCAGGAAUUACAAAUAUAAUUUCUCAUAAAGCAAAAAGUGAAAGGAUUUUUGGAAAGCAUACUUUCCCGCUAAAAUGUGCCAGGCUUUAUCAGGCACACUAACCAUUUUUGGGAGCAUUUUGAGAACUCUUCAGCUGUUGGUUUUCUUCUGCUGUUCACACCACCACAUGUUGCUUUGCUUCAUGGUUUCAGAUAACCUCUAUGGAGAGCAAUCUGAAAACGAUAGAAGAGGAGAACAAACUUAUCGAGCAGAACAACGAGAGCCUCUUGAAGGAGUUGGCUGGCCUCAGUCAAGCCCUCAUCUCCAGUCUGGCCGACAUUCAGCUUCCACAAAUGGUAUGUCUGUGGCUGGGAAUGUGGCAGUUUCUCGGGGAGCCCAGGGAAGUUAGUCAACGGCAUGUUGCAGGGCUGUCAGAGAUGAAUCUCAAACUGUACAACAUUCUCAAUCUCUGGGAUGUGCCGAAAAUUAUGGAUAGUAGUAGCAGCCAGAGGGGUGGCGGGGACUCACCUGGCUUUCCAAUUACCAAGGGUGGUAAGGCAGCAGGCAGCUCGGUACAGAACAGGUGCAGCAACAUGGCCAGUCCAACAUUCCUAAUUUUGUCCGUCCAAGGAGCUCAAUGUGGUGUACAUGGUUCUCCUCUUCCCCAUUUUAUCUGUAAGCUUUUCCCUAUCAAGGAAAAAGGCAGAAUCUAAAUCUCAAUAAUAUCACAGCAACCCUGUGGGGUAGGUUAGGCUGAGAGAUGGUGACUGGCCCCAUCUGAAGAUCACAUAGUGAGUUUCAUGACUGUGGGGAAUUAAACCCUGGCCUCCCAGGUCCAAGUCCAACUCUCUAACCAUUACACCACACUGCCUGUCCAGUGCUGGUGGGAUUGGCUGUGUUGCUGUGCAUGCACCAUGCUGAACUUCCCAUUAAUUUGCCCCUCCCACUCUCCCUCCUGGUAACUGGCAGGGACAUGUGGCAUAGGGAAACCAGGUGAGUAAUGCCCCUCUACUGCUGGAGAAGACCAUGACCACACCUUUAAGCACAGAAGAGCAAUAUUGUGGGAGUGGAGAAGGCUUGGGUCACAUUCCUUUCUGGGCAAUCUUCCAAGGGCCACAUACCAGUGAGCCGAGGAAGAAAUGUAAAUGUUGUUUCUACAACAGGUUGCUUUUUACACAAACACCUCUCUAUCCAAGCAAGCAAAAAAGCAUGAUCAGAGCUCAAGAACACAUUUCCAGCCAGACAAAAACACUCAAAGUGGGUGCAAAGGAGGGGCAGUGAGAGGUGUGGACUAGGGAGGGGGUAUGGUGUGGCUAGAAACCCAGGUGCCAGAUAGAGGGCCACAGCAUCCCAGUUCUCCAUCCCAUUGGCUGGCUGGGAUCCAAAGAGCUGUUGUCAAAGACUUGACUACUUCUGAAAAGAAGUGAAUUCAAAAUGGCCAGGUCAUUUUUCUCUGGUCAGGUGGUGAUGCUAGCAACAGGCCAUAGUCAGGCAAUAGCUUAAACUAGGAAUGGGUUACCUAGAGCCAUAUAGGUUUGGAAGAGACUCCAAGGAUCAUCUAGUCCAACUCCCUGUGAUACAGGAAUCACCCAUGGUUCUAAAUGUUGUCGGACACAACUCCAAACAUCUCUGCCCGUCAUAGUUGGGGCUGAUGAGAGUUGGAGUCCAACAAUAUUUGGAGGGUUGCAGGAGUCAAACACUUGCUGUUUUCCUGUAGACAGUCCUUCCAUGUCCAGCUGCUCCCCCCCCCCUCUCUCUUUCCAGUUGUCACAUAGUGGACACCUUGCCUAAUAUUUGACUCCCAUGUUUAGGUGUGAUGUGUUUUCAUCUUCAUUCCAGGGCCCAAUCAGUGAGCAGAAUUUUGAAGCGUAUGUAAAUACACUCACAGAUAUGUACAGCAAUCUGGAACGGGAGUAUUCCCCGGACUGCAAGGCUCUGCUGGAAAGUAUCAAACAGGCAGUGAAGGGUAUCCACGUGUAG